AUGCCAUUCCGAACUACUUUAAUUCCUUUGGAAAAGUCUCCUGCAAAGGAAUCACCAGCCAGGACCGAGAUCCACUCCAGAAUAGGAGCACUGCCACGAAAGAGGAACCAGAACAAGGAACCAGGAACUAAGUAUCAAAAGAGAACACCUGAAGCGACUACCGUACCACUUAGCAGAUCGACCUCCUCCGCGACAAAAAUAAGGAAGCCAUCUCCAGCAGACUGGUCCAGAUACAGGAUCUCUAGCAUGCAGAAGAACCAGGCAGGACACGACACAGACAAAACAGGUCAGGAAAGCUGCAAAGUCCACUCCACGAACUCCAAGUGCCUACGGCCAUCUGUCAGGGUGGCAGUAUGGAAACUGGGACCCCAGAGUGCCUGAUGAGAAGUUGGGAGUCUUCAGCGUGGAAGUAGAUUAGCAGGGUCUGGUUCAGGGUAACCGCACGCAACCUGGUGUUGAGCACCAGCGUUUGUGCGGCCACAUACCAGGACUCCCCAUCCAACUAUCGUCCUAUCUCGCUACUGCCUUUUGCAUCCAAGAUCCUUGAAAAAAUUGUGUAUGCGAGAUUGACAGACGUCCUCGAGUCCAACUCUUUGCUAGACCUGCUUCAGUCUGGUUUCCGCGCUAAGCACUCUGUGGAAACGGCACUGACCAAAGUAUCCAAUGAUCUACUUGCUGCAAAAUCUCGUGGUCACUACUCUAUCCUAAUUCUCCUUGACCUGUCUGCGGCUUUUGACACUGUUGAUCAUCAACAGCUUCUUCUCAUCCUCCGCAAUAUCGGUCUACAAGAUAUUGUUCUCUCCUGGUGCUCCUCCUACCUCUCCCAGUGCUCUCUCAGUGUUUCUUUCUCUGGCUCUGCUUCUUCUCCCCAACUCCUCUCUGUUGGUGUCCCACAAGGUUCAGUCGUUGAUCCCCUACUGUUCUCCAUCUAUACUGCCUCCCUUGGUAAACUCAUUAGCUCCUUUGGCUUCCAAUAUCAUUUCUGCUCGCAAAUCUACCUGUCCUCUCCUGAUCUCUCCCCGUCCCUCUUGACUAGUGUCUCUGACUGCCUCUCUGCUGUUUCUAACUGGAUGGCUGCCCACUUCCUUAAACUAAACUUGACCAAAACUGAAAUUCUAGUCUUUCCUCCCUCAAGAGUUGUAACUCCUGUGUCUGUCUCCCUCCAAGUCAACGGUGCUACCAUCAGCUCCACCACGCAGGCUCGCUGCCUAGGUGUUCUCUUUGACUCCGACCUCUCCUUCAAGCCUCAUGUUCAAUAUUUCACCAAAUCCGGUCAUUUCCAUCUCAAAAACUUUGCUUGCAUCCGCCCCUACUUAACGCCAGAUGCGACUAAGGUGUUGGUCCAUAAGCCUUCUACGUAAUCCACUUCUCGAGGCUGGUCCACCCCAUCCCGCCUCACCCUUCUGUCGGUCCCUACACUGGCUUCCUAUAAACCAGAGCAAUUCUGCUUCUUGCUUUCCACAUUUCUACCUGUCUGCUCCCACCUAUCUAUCCUCCCAUAUACACAAGUAUGUCCCCUCUAGGCCUUACGAUCACCACAGAGACUCCCAAAUCUAUCAUCAGUACUCCACCUCUAUUCAAGAUUUCUAGGGGCUGCACGGAUUUCUUUGUCUUUACUUCCCUCAUAGUUCGUCUCUUAGUCUCCACUCCUUCAAAAAUGCGUUAAAAACCACUACUUCCAUAAGUGUAUCGAGAAUUAAACUGUUAGCUCCUGACUGAUUCCUCUUCUGCAACUGUCACUAGUCUAAUACUAUCCUUACCUUUUUGUGUCAUUUUACCCCACUCCCUCUUGCAUGUAAGCUCAUUGAGCAGGGCCCUCAACCUCUCAGAAUUUGAUGGCGCCCUAUAAAUAUUAUAAUAAUAAUAACAUGAACAGAACAUAGAAACAUAGAAUGUGACGGCAGAUAAGAACCAUUCAGCCCAUCUAGACUGCCCGAUUUUCUAAAUACUUUCAUUAGUCCCUGGCCUUAUCUUAUAGUUAGGAUAGUCUUAUGCCUAUCCCACGCAUGCUUAAACUUCUUUACUGUGUUAACCUCUACCACUUUAGCUGGAAGGCUAUUACAUACAUCCACUACCCUCCCAGUAAAGUAAUACUUCCUGAUAUUAUUUUUAAACCUUUGCCCCUCUAAUUUAAAACUAUGUCCUCUUGUUGUGGUAGUUUUUCUUCUUUUAAAUAUGGUCUCCUCCUUUAUCUACAAGACAGGACUGUACAUGGACUGGGAAUACAAAAUAAAACAAGACAAGAUAUGAUAGGCAAAACAAGAGGAGACAAAACUAAGUACUAUAUAUGAAAACUAUGGGGAUUUAGUUACAUUAUAUGAUCAUACAUUGCAUAAGCCUGCCACAACGCCAAUGUACCCCAUAUUUGGCAGGUCCUACUCUGCCUAAUGUUCGCUAAAAGAACCAUAAUAAAACACAUAUAGCAGGAAGUUGCUACUUACACUAGAAUAUCAAAAGGAAAAACAUAUAUAGAAUAGUCCAUGAAAUGUUUUACCUGAGUUAUAUGGAGCUUAUCUAGGUUUGGUUGAUAAUUAUAGCAGAGGUUCUCAACUGUGCCUUCAUGGGCACCUAAGAUUUGCAGGUACUGUCUAUACAGUCUAUAUGUCUAGCUGUCAUAUAAGAUAGUAAAUACCUAUGCUAUGCCUUCAAGUGCCGUCAAAGAAGAGUUUUGAAAUAAUCUAAAGUCUUUAGGAUGCCAACAUAAGUUAUCUUCUGAGCCGAGCCCUGACGCGUGUUUUGCUAGGCAGGCUCUUCAGAGGGAAUAAAUGAGAAUGGACUUGUAAGUUAUUUUUAUAUCGGGUUAGAAGGUUCCGCUUGGUUAUCCCCUUCUGACCAAUUAGUGGGUUUAGAAACAUAGAAACAUAGAAUGUGACGGCAGAUAAGAACUAUUCGGCCCAUGUAAUCUGCCCGAUUUUCUCAAUACUUUCAUUAGUCCCUGGCCUUACCUUAUAGUUAGGUUAGCCUUAUGCAUAUCCCAUCCAUGCUUAAACUCCUUUACUGUGUUAACCUCUACCACUUCAACUGGAAUGCUAUUCCAUGCAUCCACUACCCUCUCAGUAAAGUAAUACUUCCUGAUAUUAUUUUUAAACCUUUGCCCCUCUAAUUUAAGACUAUGUCCUCUUGUUGUGGUAGUUUUUCUUCUUUUAAAUAUGGUCUCCUCCUUUAGUGUGUUGAUUCCCUUUAUGUAUUUAAAUGUUUCUAUCAUAUCCCCCCUGUCUCGUCUUUCCUCCAAGCUAUACAUGUUAAGAUCCUUUAACCUUUCCUGGUAAGUUUUAUCCCGCAAUCCAUGAACCAGUUUGGUAGCCCUUCUCUGAACCCUCUCUAAGGUAUCAAUAUCCUUCUGAAGAUACGGUCUCCAGUACUGUGUACAAUACUCCAAGUGAGGGCUCACCAGUGUUCUGUACAAUGGCAUGAACACUUCCCUCUUUCUACUGCUAAUACCUCUCCCUAUACAACCAAACAUUCUGCUAGCAUUUCCUGCUGCUCUAUUACAUUGUCUGCCUACCUUUAAGUCAUCAGAAAUAAUCACCCCUAAAUCCCUUUACUCAGAUGUUGAGGUUAGGACUCUAUCAAAUAUUCAUUUAGGAAUGACUGACCGUUCCUUUCUAAAAUUUCUCUGAACAAUUUCUAACCAGCUGUCUGGUAUUUUUAGAGGGAUCAUUUUAAAAAAUAUAUGUCUACUUGGGGAGAAUAUAAGCAUUGAUGAUAUUAAUUCUACCCAACCAGUUUAGAAAUGUAUUAUUCCACUUUUUUAAUUAGGUUUGUUGAUCUAAUCAGUUUCAAGACAUUCUCUUCAACAAUUAUAUUUGUUUUGUCAGAAAGUGUAACACUCAAAUACUCAAAACUCCCAUUAGCUUCUCUAAAGCUAUGCAUUUCUAAUAUUUGGUAUUUUUUUUGUAUCAGCAUCACAAUUUAUGAACAUAACCACCGAUUUUUUUUUUUUUUUAUCUAUAUUUAUCUUGUAAUUAGAUAUCUCACUAUACUGGGCAAUCUCAUUAAUUAAAUGUGGGAUGGAAGCAAUGGGGUCAGUCAAGGUUAUUAUCGUGUCAUCUGCAUACAUGCACAUCUUAAGAUCUUUUGAGGCUACUGGAAUCUUCACUUUUUCUUCACUCUACUUGCUUGAAUAGCUUGUUGUUUCAUUUUUUAAAAGAAUAAAAGACAACUACCAGAUCUUUCAGACUUAUUUCUGGAAUAUCUGGCAGUUUUCUCACACGAUAUGCUUUUUCUAUCACAAGUUUUUUGUUUUGGAUGUUGAUGUCUAAGGCUAAAAGAAAUUUGAGCACAAAUUAUUUUGUAUUUUCAUAAGUAAUGGAUUCAGGGAUAUUUUUCAGUCUGAUGUUCUUUAUUUUUUGCCUAUCUUCCAAUAAAUGUAUUCUUUGCUCCAAGGUGUUUUAAUAAUUUUUCAUUCUUUCUUGCACCUCAGUGACCGUCUUGUAUUUCAUAUUUUUCUUCCAUCUUCGUUAUUUUUGCACCAAUUUCUUCUAUUUAUAGUUUUAGUUGACAUGUGCUAUUAUUAAUUUAUUUCAGUUUGAUUUUGAUAAAUUCUUGCAAAUUAUAUGUUGAAUUUCUCCUAUCCUCCAUUAAAGAUCCUUCUGAUAGCGAAUUAUCUCCACCUUGCUUGUUUUGGGGAGAGAAAAAAGCUGAUACUCCUUUGACUUGUUUGGUGUCUUUAAGAUCUUUUUUUCUUCGAAUCUUUUCAGUAGCCAUUUUAUUUCAAUACUUUGUUUAGCGACUCUUUUUUUUUGUUUUAAAUCUUGAGAUUCUGUUUCUUUGCCCUUUUUAUCGUUCUUUAUAUUUUAUCUUUCCUCUUCCUUCUUUCUUUUCUCUUCCCACCUUCAGCUUCUGGGCACUUCUUUGUACUAGUAUGUGCUAUUGGAUGAUAUUGUAGCAUAUAACAAAAAUGGGGAUGUUUGUAGAGUCUUUUUCCGAGUAGUUAAUUUUAGGCUGUCAUAUAUUUCCCUUUAGGGAUCAUAUCAAAUUAACUUAAUCUUUAUUUCUCCCUCCUCUCCUCACCACACAGAGCAGAUUAGGGGAUAUUGUGUGUGUGUUCCACCUGCACUGUGAAUGUUUACAUGGUGUGUUCAAUAAAAACAUGGCAACAUUUCAUUCUUUGUGUGUUAUUAGUUUAAGCAGACUGUGAUUGUCUAUUGUUGUGACUUAGAUGAUGAUCAGAUCACAUUUUAUGACCAAUUUGUGCAGAAAUCCAUAUCAUUUCAAAGGGUUCACAUACCUUUUCUUGCAACUGUAUAUAUGUCAGUAUAUACCAGUUAAAUGCAAGUUAUCUGCUGUUAUUUUAUUUUCUCAGAUUUUCCAGUUUUAAACACUUGUAAGCUACUUGCUUUUAGCUUGGAUUUUCUGGGCCUUUUUUUCAACUGUCAGCAAGCUGCCUUUAUUUUGUUUGGCCAGAUCUCCUAAGUGUCUUGCAUAAUCCAAUCAAGACUACCAGUCACUGGUUGCCCUGCAAAGCGCUUCUAGUUGUCGGCUCUAAUCUCCUGCCGUGAUCCCCUUAACACGCCGCUGCCUUGUGGUGUAUUCUACCGCCGGUCCAUUCACCCCCUAAACCCUGCCUCCUGUUACGUGGUUAUGGUCCUGUAUUCACGUCAUCAUGUCCACUCCAGCCACCCGAAUAAAUAUUGGUCCCGUAACACUUUUAUAAUUCUGUCCUUUACUGUGAAAUAAUGUAAAUGACAGAUAAUGUCUCUUGGUGCUUCUGUAGCGGUACCUUUUGGUCUAAGUGAUCUAUAUGCCCUGUCAAAUUUAAUGGGUGUCUAGCUGGGGUCACCCAAUAGCAAGUUGAACAUUUUCAACAGUGAUGCACUUAAAUCUUCAUCUUGUGAUUCUGAGAGGCCGCAUAUCCUCAAAUUCUUGCGUCGCCAUCUAUUGUCAAGGUCAUCCAUGCAUCGUUGGAGAACGGUAAGUAACUGCGAUUGCUUUUCCAAGGAUUUGGUUAAUUGCAAUAUCUGUGAGUUGGUCACGUUUCUCUCCUCUUCCAACUCAGUGACCCUGUGUCUCAUUUGGUGGAUGUCGGUGCCUAGUGCAUCUAAUUUAGUUUGGAACAAGGUUUCCAGCUUACCCAGCAUAGUAGCCAGGUCUGCCUUAGAAGGUAGUAGUUUCUCCAUGGGUAUACCUGCUAAAUAGGUCUCUCGAUGGUUGGACCAGGAGGGAACAAAAAUUGGUGCAUAAGAUAACCCUAAGCGCGCGCCGUGCCAUAGCGAUUGCGUGGCUCUCUCCGUAAGGCCCGGAAUUCUCCGGAGUGAUAACUAGGAUUAGAGAAUGUAGAAUAAUGGAUGACUUAACUGCUAGAGUGCGGGGGACAAUGGCGUCGUUUCAAAAGAUUUGGGAGCCAUGGGACAGUAGUCUACUGGGCUCGGGCAGUGCUUGACAGCACCUUGUCCUGUUGUAGAGGGUACUCCCUUGGCCUGGGCCACCUGUGCCGCCUUAUGGUAGUGCCAGCCCUGACUAUCCCCAAUAGCCAUGCUGUUACUUGAGGCUCGGGCUGCUCUGGGACAAUCCCAGUGGGUGCCAGCUGCUGACAGGCCUGGCUGUGAGAGCGACUUUGGGGCAGCGCCUGUGUGACUACGAAAUCUGGCCUGCUGCUGCCUGAGAUACAACAGCCCAGAUUUCUAAAAUUUAAUAUAUACACUCACAUUACCAUAAACUGCAUAAUACAUACAUUCAUACACUGCCCAAUACAAACACACACACAAAGUGCCUUAUACAUACAUACAUGCGCACUGCCUAAUACAUAAAACACUCUGUUUAAUACACACACACACUGCCAAAUACAUCCAUCACACAUACAGACUGCUUGAUCCACACACAAAUUGCAUAAUGCAUACAUACACACUCACAUUCACAGACACACACCCUGCCUAAUACAUAUACAUAGUGCCUAAUACACGUACACACACACACUGCCUAAGGCAUACACACACUGUCCAAUACAUACAUACACACACACACACACACACACUAUUUAAUACAUACAAACACAACAAGCAGCCCUCCCCCUUACAUUCACAAGUGGAGGUUGUAAGCAGCCCAUUAUCAGAAUAAAUAAAUUUUCUAAGCGCAGGGUAGGGGGCGGCAGCUCAUGGACGUUGUGCCCUCUCUGUACAACGCUCUUUUGGAAUCAUGACGUCUUUCCACAUCCUGACGGGCGGCCUUCGUACUCCAUCCCUGCCGGCAUGUGUUCAUGUGGGGGCACUCCAGACAGACGGUAAUACAGAUUUAAACUAUUUAUCUAACCUAUUACAGUUUUUAUUCCACUUUAAAAAAGGAAUUAGUUAAAAUAUUAAGUAUUAGUUAUGUUUUAAACAAUCAGCACAAUUUCACUACUUUUCAUAUAAUAUCAUACUUUAAACAAAGAUAUGCACACAGUUAAGAAUAAUAACGUCCCUUUUAGAGAAGGGAAACUACCAAAACAGUUGAUGUUCCUUGUGUAAUAAUUCUUCUUGAUGGCAGCGAAACUUUGAUAAUCCUAUAGAUAAAAGACGAUGAAUUCUCUCAGAGCCGGAUUCAUUACUCCUACUACUGGCUGAAAGAACUAUCCUCUAUCUUCAGGCUAUAUAACAAACCUCUCGUCUUUUGAUUAGAAGGUGUUGUAUAAGAUGUAUUUGCAGUAUUUAUUAAGAUCUAUGAUUCACAGAUUUUUGCAAGUGCAUCUUUAGUUAUCUUCAGUCAUGUAUUUUUCUAUUUGUCACUCGAAUUGACAAAAUCAUUAGUUGCAUUAGGUUUUUAGCAACUGUAAAGUGAGUUUUUCUGUUAUGUAAAAUUAUCAAAAAUGACAUCUAAAAAUUUUAUUUUGUAUUACUAGCAGGGGGUUUAAAGCUUGCUGCCAUUUGGAGGAAAACAACAAACUUUACAACUAAAGUACAGUUAAUUUUUGAUACUCAUUCAUACUCAUUAAUAACCUUUACCACCUGUUUUAACUUUUUUUUUCUUUUUAAUUCUUUAUUUUUGAAGUUUCAUAAGUUUUUUUCAGGUGUGAGGGUAACAGAAAGAAAAAAGGGAGGGGUAACUGUAUGUGUUUACAAGAGUACAAUUCCAGGGAUUUCACAAUGACAAUUGUAAUUAUAGUGUCUUGCAUUAUGAAGUCUCAUUGCAUGUAACCAUCUUAAGUUGCUAAUUGCCAUACAUUUUUCAGGAUUGAGGAUAACAUAGUAGAAAAGGGGUGUGGGGAUGAUCUUCACAAACUUCCUCUCUUUAGCUUUCUCAAGUUUCUAGUUCUAUGUUUUGAGUUGUACCGCCUGGUUUCUGUUUUGUGGGCUGCUAGACUCGGUGGUACGUAGGCCUGGGUUUAUAGCUUCUUGAGCGUGCUUGUUCUUGUUUAUUGCCUGAAGUAGUGGCGACAUUGUCCGUCAGGUCUGUUACGUUACAGAGGGGGUAAAGGGGUACUAAACUUGGAGGUGGGGGAGGGUUGUGGGUAAACUGAGAGGGGUAGUCUCCCUGGACCAGUGUGGGGGUCUCCCAAAUGUCUUCAGGUCGCUUUGUGGUGUUUGGUUUUAUGCUGGGUGUAAUGUGUGUUCAGGUCGGGUGGUGUUCUUAUGACUCGUGGGUGUAGGUGAGUGACCUUGGGAUGUGGAAGUGUUUCAAUUGGGUAGUGUAAGGUAGCCAUGUGGGGUGUAUGAGGAGGGUGUGGGAUUGGGGGAGGAGGGGUCAUAUCGUUCCUCUUCCCGUUCCCCCCGUCCCGUCAUUGCCAGCCAAACUAUAUUGCCAUCCAUGGGUCCCAGAUCUUGUGAUAAGAUCUAGUGUUUUUUCGUGGAUCAGUGCAGACAGUUCAUCCAUUUCCAUUGCCUCCCCAAUCUUUCUCCUGAACUCUGGAGUGGCCAGAAUCUCCGGGCUUCCCCAGUGUGUAGCUAUUGUUCUACGUGUUGCUAGGGCUACCUUUGCCACCAGCUUGUUUUGUGCUUGGGUCAGGUUUUUGUGGGGUUUUGACAGCAACCAAAUCCAGGGAUCUAAGGGGAUAUCGGUUUGUAGUGCUCUAGAAGUGGUAGUGGCUAUAUCUUUCCAAAGUUGGAAUAUAUGCCUGCACUCCCACCAUAUAUGGACGUAUGUCCCUUUCUCGCCGCACCCUUUCCAGCAUCUAUCUGAAUCUGUUUGUUUCAUUUGUUUACGUCUCAGGGGGGUGAGGUACCACCAGAGCAGAGUUUUAACACAGAGUGGUUUACACAGAUGGUGACUGUCACCGUGGCCUCCCAUAUUUUGGCCCAAUCCGAAGGGUCUCCUGGGGGGCCCAGAUCUCUUUCUCAGGCCUUCACAUAGGAGAAGGCUUCGGGGGGGAUUCUAAGUGUCAUGGUGUUGUAUAGACUGGAUAUUUGGCCCUUGUGUAUGGGGUUGUUCAGGCAUCCCAUUUCGAAUGCCGUGGGCCUUGCUACUGCCGCGGCGAUGCCGGGGGUGGAUAGAAAGCUUCGGAGCUGGAGGUAGCGGAAGUAAUCAAAUGUAUUGUAUGGUGUGUCGUGUGGUAGGUCUGGGAAUUGGAGAAGACGGUUGUUUUGGUAGAAGUGGCAGAUCCUAGUGAGCCCGUUGUCUUGAUAUUGGACAAAGUGUUGGGGCGUCAUUCCCGGGGCAAAUUAAGGGUUUCUCAGUAUGGGCAUUAGGGGUGAGGGUGUGUUAAUGAGGUCAUAUUUAUCUGUAACCCUAUUCCAUGUAUGGAUGGCUGUCAUGAGGGCUGGUGUCGUGAUUGGUGUCUGUGGUCUAUGUUGUUUCGGUACCCAGAGGUAAAGUGAUGGGAACUCUCUUCCAAAUAGGUCAUGUUCUAGGUCCACCCACCUUUUAACUUUGGAGGGGAGUGUAUGGUUUGGAUUUGUGCCAAUUGGGAUGCUUGGUGGUAGUCCUAGAAGUUCGGCAGGCUGAGACCUCCUUUUUUGCGUGGGAUGUAUAGGGUGAGUCGUUUGACUCUGGCUCUUUUCCCUGCCCAGAUGAAUUUAUCUAUAUGCAUUUGGAGGGUUUUAAAGUCUGCUCUAGAGAUUAGUAUGGGGAGGGUUUGGAACAGAUACAGGAAUCGUGGGAGUAGGUUCAUUUUAAUCGCUGCUAGUCUACCCAGCCAAGAGAUGGAUAGUGUUUGCCAUGUCUGCAGAUCUCUUUUGGCCUGGUCUAGUAAUGGGGGGUAGUUCAGUCGGUACAUGGAUUGUAAGUCCGCGGGUAGGUAGAUUCCCUCUUUAGCUUGUGCAUUAUGUCGGGAGAGGGAGUCAUGAUCGUAUAGGGAUGUGUAGAAUUGGAUGAAGGUCUUUGCUAUCUUUGCUAUUGGGCAGACUAGAUGGGCCGAAUGGUUCUUAUCUGCCGUCACAUUCUAUGUUUCUAUCUGUUCUGGUAGGUCUUGUGUUUGGCCGUCUGGGGUAGUGAUCGAGAUCAGGCGUUUGCAUUGCGUCUUCUUUUUAAGUCUAUGGACCAAAAGGGAAAUCCGCCUUGCUCGAUUUCUCAUUAAACAUCUGUCUUGUCCAUAGUAGUGCUUUUUUAGAGUCUUGGGCCAUGAACUUGUGAAUCGCCUGUUUGUGCUACUGUAUCUGUUGUAUUAGGUCUGGGCUGAAGUUUAGUUUGUGGGCUUGUUCCACUUUUCGAAGUUCUGUUAGGUGAUGGUCUAGUUGAGCCAGUUUUUGCUUUUUAUGGGCUGUGGCCGCUGAAAUGACACUGCCCCUGAUUGCUGCCUAAUGCGCUGCCUAGAGGGUGCCCUCUGAGGGGACCGAACCUUUGUUGAUUGUGAAAAGUUCCUGUAUGGCUUCUUUAAUUGAGUUUUUAAUGUGUGGGACAUGGAGCAGUGUUGGGUUCAGGCGUCAUGACCAUUGUUUGUUGGUGUGUGGGAGCGUUAUGGUUAUGGAAAUGUCUGCGUGGUCUGACCACGUGAUUUGUCCUAUCUCCGUAUUGUCUACGUGUUGUAGUAGGGACGGGAGGUCAGGAACAUGUCAAUGAGUGAGUAGGACGUGUGUGGAAUGGGAGAAGAAUGUGAAGUCCGUUGUCAGGGGGUGCUGGGUUCUCCACAUGUCUACUAGAUUUGUGUUUGUCAGGAAGGUGUGCAGCAAUUUGUCUGUUUUAGCCUCGGGUGGGGGUUGUUUUCCCCCUUGUUGCCUUCUUCGUCUGUCCUGUGGCAGAGAUGGCAUCACGUUGAGGUCCCCUCCCACCAGCUUGUGGUGGGAGGGGAACAAGCUCAGGUGAGCCUGUAGGGCCGUCCAGAAUUGCACAUUCGGGACUGUUGGGGCAUAAAUCGUUAUUAUCGCGUUAUCAUUAUUAUCGCGAACAGCCUCAUUGUUCUGAUGUUGAAGCAGCCUUUUAGCUGUUUCCAGUGCACCCGGACUGCCACCAUCUGCUCGACUCUUUUCUCCAGGACAGUUAUUAUGUGGACUUGUGCCUGACCAUGGGUUGCUUGAUCUCCUGUUUUUAUUUUGAAUGUUUCAGCACGUUCCAGGAGGGGGUGGUGUGGGAGGAAUUGGCUUGUAACUCGCGACUACACUACUCGGAUGAUUUCCUCUGUGUCGGUCCCGCAGGUUCGGAUGUAUGUGCACACCUUCUUCAUACCCUGGAGUCGGUCUCCCGGUUCCUAUAUCCCCUAAUAAGAUGGUGGGUCCACUUGUUUGAGUUUCUUGGGGAUAGGGAUUGAUUCAGUCACUGGGGAGUGUCGCUUGCCGGAGGAUAAGGUGUCGGACUUGCGCGGCCCAGUUUCAGCCCCCAGGUCUCUCAAGAAGAUGCAAUUGCAACAGCUGCAGUUGCAAUUUGCAUGCCAAACUAUUUGGGGAGGGUGUUUUCUCUUCGCUUAUCAGCAUGGACAGUUGGAGUGGAGCACCCACAUAAUUAUUUGCGAAUCACUCGCCCCCUCCGCGAGGACCUGGCAGUUUGGUCCGUCUUUUUGGAAGGUUUUAAUUGUCGUUCUUACUGGCAGGCACCUGAGGUGUCCACUGCCGAGCUCCAUCUCUUUACUAACAUGGCCGGGACGGUGGAUUUUGGGGACAUCUUUGGUCCCCACUGGUGUGCGGAUUCCUGGCUGGAGUCUUGGCGUUCUGCAGGGUUAACAAAAUAUGUUGCCUUCUUGGAGUUUUUCCCUAUAGUGGUGGCAAUGGAGCUCUGGGGGAUCUCCUACGGGAUUGGAGGGUGGUCUUCCACUGUGAUAAUAUGGAGGUGGUGUUGGCCAUUAACAAUUUGUCGGCAUUCUCCCCUCCCAUGGUUCGGUUGCUGUGGCACCUGGUUCUGCACUGCUUGAUUUUUAAAUGUGUGCUGUAGGGCUGUGCAUGUCCCUGGGGUUGUUCCUGUUGUUUGGGGAUGUUUUCAGCGAGGUGGUGGCGGUGAGUUUCUUUGCUGCAUAGGUCCAAGACAAAUGUUCUUGACCAGGGCACUUGGUUCACCUUGUGGCAAGUCCCAUGUUCUCUGGUUUGUCCACUGGCAUGUUUUCAUGCUGUCUGUGAAGUUUGCCCAGCGGGUGAGCUUCUUAUUGCGAUUCCAAUUUAUCAGGGUUUUUCCGCAUGGCAUUGGGGCUACCUAGUGCAGAGUUUGGGGGGCACUCCUUUCGCAUAGGGGCUGCCACUGAGGCUUCAUGCUUGGGGUUGUAUGAGGAAGUCAUCCAAAGAAUCAGGAGGUGGGAAUCUAGGAGGUUCCGUUCUUAUGUUUGUCCAGCUGGACUGAUUCCGUUUCCCCUUUUGUCUUUGUAGAUGCCGGAAGGCGAGUGUGGGUCAUCGUCCAUUCAUGCAUUUAUUGGGCACAACAGCGGGCUGAAGUUCGUUCCGGGGGACUACAACUUGGUCUGUUACCAGUGGUGGCAGAGGUCCAUUGGUUCGGUUCCCAGGGUAUGCGGUGGGAGCACCUGUUGCCUUAAAUGGUCCGGUUGGCUCACUUACUCUGUGUUCCUGAUGUGCUCUUGAUUCAUUUUGGGGGAAACGAUCUUGGCACUAUUCCAGUGUGGAAUCUGGGUGAAACGAUCCAGAAGGAUUUGGUCGAGUUAUGACUCAAUUUCCUGAGACUUUGUAUAGUUUGGUCCCAGAUGCUGUCCCAGUAUUAUUUAAGGGGGCAAGGGACCCCAGGCUCUUGAAAGGAGCAGGAUCAAGCUGAACAAGCAUUUUUCUAAAUUUAUGAGGAGAAUGGGGGUGCUCACGGUGCAAAAUGUAGCAAUGUAUUUUAGGGGUGAUGGGGUCCAGCUUACAGAUGUGGGCCUGGAUUUGUUUAAUUGCAGGAUGCGUUGGAUGAGGCCAUGGCUUUUGUUUUGGGGCAACCCUGCUGAUUUAGGGGGUAAACCAGUAGGUCUUGUGGUGGUAUAUGGCCCCUGCCAACUGUGGGUUGGUAACAGCUUCCCGCCCUCCCUCCUCUUGUUGUCUUAAUUAUGUUUGUUUGUGUUGUUCUUGUCACAGCAGGGCAGUAUAUGACCCUUGUCAACCGUGGGUUGGACCAGCGGUCCGUGGAAAGUGGAUGGCUGUCCCUCUCCUAACCUCAGGUACAGUUAUGCACAAGCAUAAGACCCUGUGGAGUGAGGCAAAGAAAGUAAGGAGGUCUUUGAAUGGUGGGAGGAGUAUUAAGGGGGCAUAGUGGUGGGUUAGUUUAAAUAUGUAGGCAGCUUACAGGAUAGCAGCCAUCUUAAUUAUAAGUUGGAAUCAGCUUCCCGACCUCCCUCCUCUUGUUGUAUCUUAAAUUUGUUUGUUUGUUUUGUUCUUGUCACAGCGUGGCAGUAUAUGGCCCUUGUCAACCAUGGGUUGUACCAGCAGUUCGUGGAAAGUGGAUGGGUAAGGCUGUCCCUCCCCUAACCGACAUGCCCACUGAGCCAAUAAUCGGCCAGUGGUUAGAAUUACGAGAAUGGAAGACCCAGGAAAAGGCUUUAUGUUGGUUGGAACGAGGGGGGAGGGCAGCUGCCCUAAGUGAAUGUUUUUUGGUUGGCAAGGUGGUACUCCGUGACGGAUAUUUAUUUACUGAGUAAAUUAUAUAUAUAUAUAUAUAUAUAUAGAAUGUUUUAUGUCUUAAAGUUGAAGUUUAAAGAUUUAUAUAUUUAUAUUUUAAUAAAGCUGUGGAUUAUUUUCUCUAAACAAGUCUGUGGUUUGUUUAUUUCGGGCAAUAAGAUUUGUGGUUUAUAGGUGGGUGAGGAUUAUGCCAAUAAACAUUUACCCUAUACCUAUGCACAAGAGGCAUGAUCCAUACACAAAAACUACUUCAUUAAGCUAAUAUUAUUUUGCCGACUAUAGUGUCUCUUUAAUAUUAACUCAGCUUGCUAAAAAUCUGAACCUAAUGCACUGGCUAGAAUUGCAAAUUAAUAUGAUCCAAGCUAAUACUGAACUCACAUAAUUAAAGGAUCACUAUAGUGUCAGGAAAACUAAGUGGUUUUCCUAACACUAUAGUGCCCUGAGGUUGCCCCCACCCUCAGGGUCCCCCUCCCGUGGCGCUGAAGGGGUUAAAUUCCCUUCAGCAGCUUACCUUUUUCCAGCGCUGGGCUCCCUCAGCGCUGGUGACCUCUCCUCCCCGCCGCCCUCAGCUCCCUCUGCCGACGUCAGCGGAGCUGAAAGCGCAUGUGCGGCAAGUACCGCGCAUGCAAUUUAAAGUGUCCAUAGGAAAGCAUUUUUCAAUGCUUUCCUAUGGACACUCUGCGUGAUGGAGGCAUUAAAUGCCUCCAGCGUCGCAGAUGCACCUCUAGUGGCUGUCCGGAAGACAGCCACUAGAGGCUGGCUUAACCCUGCAAUGUAAACAUAGCAGAUUCUCUGAAACUGCUAUGUUUGCAUCUGCAGGGUUAAAACCUGAGGGACCUGGCACCCAGACCACUUCAUUGAGCUGUCCCUUUAAAUAAUGGGUGGAUUAUAAUAAUUGAUGAGUGAAGACAUUACUAUACUCUAAAUGAAUAAUUUACAUAAUUAUUUUUCUGAAUUAUAUUAUAGGUAUGGCUUCUAGGUCCAGAGUUGGAGUAUUUAUUUUUUCUGCCUCGUCUGGUGGACUUCCUAAUAAUGAAAUAACAUUUGCCACUAUGUUAAAGAAGAGAGGUUACUCAACAGGUCUUAUAGGUAAGAUUAACUUUCUGAUUAAAUAUGUUUUUGUUAGUGUACCAUACACUCGGAUAUGGUAUUUAUGUAUUUGUCUUUGAUGGACUGACAUGGUUCUAAUCAUCUGGGUAAUAAUAGAACAUGGGUCCCUAAAUAGAAUUAUAGCUGUAGGACCCUUGAUGCAUGGAUAUAUAUUUGCCUACUGAAAAUACUAGAGUUAAGUUUCAGACAGCAUGUCCCAAAGUAGAAAAGUAUUUGUUUAUAGUAUUAUGUGUGUGUAUAGAGGAAAUGUCCAAACAUAAGUUGGAAGGGAGACUUGGAAGCAGUUUACAUAUUAAGUAUUGCAGUUAGCAUGUAAAUCUCACAUGUUAAAAUUAUCAUUAGACCUACUGAUAAUGGCCUACAGUGGCUUAACACAAUACCAGUGGAUUAUCACUAGGCUGUAAUGUAAACACUGCAUUUUCUUUGAAAAGACCAUGUUUACAGCAAAAAGCCUGAAGGGGAUGAAUAUAUUCACCAGAACAAAUAAAAUAAGCUGUAGUUGUUCUGGCGACUAUAGUUUAUCUUUGAAUGUGAUAUGAAUGCAGUGAUUUCUGCAAUUGGUUAGUAUUUAUAUAUUGAGGGAUUUAUUUGUGUGGUGUCAGUGUUUGUGUUUCUUAAUGUUUUUUUUUGUUUGUUUUCCGAGUUUCUGGUCAUCCCUUCUCCUCUUUUGCUAUCCUGUACCUCUACCAUUCAAUACAACUUCCAUCUUUCCCAGUGUCCCUCCAUUUGUCUUCACAUCAUCAAUCAAUCCCACUUGUCUCUUAUCUAUCUCACCUUACAUGACUCUCCCAUCACCCUCUUGUGUCUGUCUAAUUUCAUCUUGCACUUCUUCCCCAUGACCCCCCCUACUUUUUUUUCUCUAUCCUCAUAAUGCCUCUAUUGUGUGUUCUCCAUCUAACUCCACAUGUCUCUCUUCAUUAACCCAAAUGUUGUCUCUGCUACAUCACAUGUUUCUUCCCCAUUACUCAAUUGUUUUAUGUCUCCCCAUAUUAUUUCAUAACUUUUGUCAUCAUCCACACAUGUGUAUUCCAAAAGGCCUCUCAAAAAUCACAAUCUUCUCCCCUCUCCAUCCUUCCCUCUCACAAACAUGUCCAUUUUUCUCUUUUCUCACUCCAUGUUCCAUCUAUUACCAACUUAUAGUACAGCUCAGCAAGAUAACACUGAACUCCAGUUGACAGUACUCCUGUUUUUUCCUCGUAUGUCAGACAUGCAGCUAUGACUGUUGGUUGGUCAAGUUGGAGAUUGUAUGUAGGACCAACCCUCUUAUACACACAGCGUACAUGUGUAAAUAAUGUUUUGUGCUUGGGUUUUAUAAAUUCCAAUAGGUUGGGGGGCCUUUAAUGCCACGACAGGCUCUGAAACUAUCUGGAGCAUUAGUAACCAAAAGUUAUUUGAGGCCAUUGAGGGACAUACUCUAAUCGCCCAGUCAGUAUAUAAAGAUUAUGUCCAGGUGUUCAGUCCACAUUUAACUGAAUUCAACAUACUUGUUUAUUAAAAAAGACUGUUAAUUUUUAUUCUAUAUAUUUGUCAAUGUAAAAAUAGCAUAAAUAUGUGCAAUUGUCUGUGACUUGUCUUGCUCUUUUAACCUGUAACUCAAAAUGUACAUGAUUUUAACAUUAUAGCAUAUAUUCUGUAUAUAUAAUCUGUAUUAUUAUUUUUGAUAAUGGACCAUUUAAAAUAUAAAUGAUGAAUAUGAAUGAUAUUCAACAUCAUUGUGCUUAUUCUCAUUUAGAGUCAGAUCAAACCGCAACUGUGGAUUGCAGUUUAGGAUAUUAUCACUGCAUAUUAGUAUUGCUUAAACACACAAACUCAUUAAGAAUUCUGACUUUUUACCAUUGAUCUUCAGGGAUACACAUCAUUAUUCUCACGGUAGUUAAUAUAACCAGUUUUAACUGAGUAUAAUUAUGCAAAUGUUUGUGGGAAACUGGAAAUGAGGCUUGCUGGAAUUAUAUAAGCUGCAUUUUACUUGCUAAAUAUGUAUAAUUGUAUAAGUUAAAUUUAUUUUUAGGAUAGCUUAUAUGAGGAGGAUUUAUUAAUGUAAUAUGCAGCUAGAGGAUUUUGAAGCCUUUUGUCAACCCAUUUUUGUUUGCACUUGCUCUUUAUUUGUUAUUUUUGCACAUAUAUUUUUGUGCCAAAGACAUUAUUUUUGUUAUACUAUCAAAGAUUAUCUGAACUCCUACUCAUAUGAUGUACUCUGUAUAUCAGUACAAAUAAAUACAUUUAUUUUAGAUCACUUUUAUUAAACUGUACAAAUUGUCCAUAGAGUAUAAUUAUUAUGGCCACAUCUGUUAAAAAAAUUAAUGUUUUUACAUUUUAAUUAUAACAUAUGAGAAUUUAUGUAUCUGAGACCUGAACAAGAAUUUACCGAAGGUCGAGCUACUGAGUCCUCUAAGCUUUUGUCCAUUAUCAGAGUUUGCAUAUUCUUUGUUUUUGUUGCACUAACUUGACUCCCCCCCCAGUUAAAAGGGUAAUUCAGAUGUGGACCCCAUGCUCGCUGUAUCUAGAGGGGUAUCCGCUACACCUCACUGACGAGAACCAAAGAAGGCCAAAAUAAUUAUUCGGGAUUGCUGCAUCUCUCAGGCAGAGAGAACUUGCUGGCAUUUUGGCUCUGGACUGCCCUUAUGGGUUUUUUAUGGGUGCAAUCAAUCUGAUAUGCCUUGGAACUGUAUCUCUCUGUAAUAGCACAAGUGAGCAAAAACUAUUUUGAGAUCUGAGCAUGGAUUUACUGAAGGAAGCUCAGAGUUCUCAUAUUUUAUAUUUUUAUUGCACUAACUUGGCUCUUUUGUCUGUAUGUGUCACAUCAAAUUAAAGCCUUUUUGUCCUUUAAUAAACAGCAUAUGAAAUGUGAUGGUGAAAUAAAUGAAUACAAUGGAAAUGAGGUUGAACACACACAAAUAAAAUGCCAAAAGUGAUAGUCCAUUGUUCAAAUGCAAAAUUUUAAAAUUUUAAAAUAACUAUACCCAAAAUAAGAUAUACCCCAAAUGAAAACAUGUAUUUUUUUAUUUAUUUAAUUAAUUAAUUAUUUUUUAUUUUUUAUUGCGAGUAUAUGUAAAAACAGCUUGCAAAAGCUACAAAUCUCUUGUCUGCUGCCUUUGCAAGUCAUUCUCUUCUUCCUCCGCCCAGAAAUUUUGUGACUGUCCAUUCACAAACUUCCCAAUGAAGCUUAAUAAGAAGUAUUCGCAAGGCAGGUGCUUUUGUCAAUUUCCUGCCUCUGGAGUCUAGCUCGACCGAGCUAAACAACCAGGAAGUAACAGGACCAGUUCUCUGACAGCCAGGGGGUGUAACAAGGUUACUUUAUAAAAGUGCCAAUGUCUGCUGAAAUCAGAAUUUUUCUUUUGUAAAAUAUAUAUAUAUUUUUAAAAGUACACAUACUUAUUCUACAAAGAAUGGCUAUGUAGUGGGACCUCAGGAACAAUACUAUGUUCUUUCCUGCAGUGGCGGUGUUUUCAUAGUUUGUAUUAUUAUUAUUAUUUUUUUUUAUAACACUUGUAUGUUGUUGGCACUGUGUGUUUUCAUUCACCGAGACUUAGUGAAGGGUGAAAAUACCUAGAUCCCUAAAAAGAGGUCACCUGCAAAAAAAUGGUUAUUGCACAACAUCUGGCACCUGUACCUGACCAUAUAAUUGUAAUAGUGGACAGAGAUCUUAGCGUCUAAAAACAUUUAUACAUGAAAAAUGAGUUGCCCGUGCCCACAUCCCCAAACCAGUGCCAUCCCCGGAUAGCUCUUCCUGGAGCACCCAUUUUAUCCAAAAAGCGCUCGGAUCAGAGGUGCCUCGCCUGAAUGGUCUGGAUGUUAAGUUUUGACCGGGCUGCAAGCAUCCUCUGAAUCUAGUGCAGAGUUCCAUGGUGAAGGGUCUGCGGCGCAUUGUUGACAUUUGACAGAUCAUAUUAACCUAUAUAUGAAUGCCAUUUUCAAAAGUAGACACUAUGGUAUAUUUGAGUCAUAUUGUGCUCAAUUUAUUUAAUUUUUUUGUACUUUUUUUUCCACAUGUGAUUUACUUUAAUAACCUUAAUAAACAGCUUCUGUAAUAAAAUCAGUUUAGCUCAGCUAGAUUCCUGAGUACAGAAUGAUCUCAUUUGCGUACCCUUGUAACGUUUUUACUGAAUUAAUACGCUGUCCACUGCAGUUUCUUCAGAAAAUGGCAAUAUUAAGAUGGGUAGUAGCUCCAACAUUUUAAUUACUCCAUAAAUGCAAAGAAACAUAGAAUGUGACAGCAGAUAAGAACCAUUCAGCCCAUCUACUCUUCACAAUUUUCUAAAUACCUUCCGUAGUCCCUGGCCUUAUCUUAUAGCUAGGAUAGCCUUAUGCCUAUCCCACGCAUGCUUAAACUCCUUCGCUGUGUACCUCUACCACUUCAGCUGGAAGGCUAUUUUAUUUAUUUAUUUAUAAAAUAUUUUACCAGGAAAGAUACAUUGAGAUUUCUCUUGUUUUCAAGUAUGCCCUGGGUCCACAAAACAUUGCAUUGUUACAUUAGGGUACAAUAAAAUACAAAUACAAUACAAAUACAAAAUACAAAAACAAUAUUAAUACACAAUAUAUACAAAAUUUACCAUAGAACAGGUAGGAAAUAUAUAAUCACCCAUGACAUGUGCAUUCUGUUUUGAGGUAUGUAGAGAGGGAUCUCUUAAAGAACUCUAGGCUUGGGGAAGAUUUUAAGGUGUGCGGGAGGUCGUUCCACAAUUGCGGCGCUCUGUAGGAGAAGGAGGAUCGGGACGCUUUCUUUUUGUAUUGAGGUAGACUAAAUAAAGUUCUGGUACUGGAUCGGAGGUUAUAAGAGGUGGGAAAAGCUGAGGAGAGCAUUUUGCUCAGGUAGGGUGGGAGUUUUCCAGAAAUUUCAUGCAUCCACUACCCUCUCAGUAAAGUAAUACUUCCUGAUAAUUUUUUUAAACCUUUGUCCCUCUAAUUUAAGACUAGGUCCUCUUGUUGUGGUAGUUUUUAUUCUUUUAAAUAUAGUCUCCUCUUUUACUGUGUUGAUUAGCUUUAUGUACUUAAAUGUUUCUAUCAUAUACCCCUGUCUCGUCUUUCCUCCAAGCUAUACAUGCUAAGAUCCUUUAACCUUUCCUUGUAAGUUGUAUUCUGCAUUCCGUGAACGAGUUCAAUAUCGGUAUCCUUCUGGAGAUACAUUCUCCAGUACUGCGUACAAUACUCCAAGUGAGGUCUCACCAGUGUUCUGUACAAUGGCAUUAGCACUUCCCACCUUCUACUGCUAAUACCUCUCCCUAUACAUCCAAGCAUUCUGCUAGCAUUACCUGCUGCUUUAUUACAUUGUCUGCUUACCUUUAAGUCAUCAGAAAUAAUUACCCCUAAAUCCUUUUAAUCAGAUGUUAAGGUUAAGACUUUAUAAAAUAUUCUGUACUCUGCCAUUGGGUUUUUACGUCCAAGAUGCAUUAUCUUGCACUUAUCCACAUUAAAUAUCAGAUGCCACAAUUCUGACCAUUUUUCUAGUUUCCCUAAAUAAUUUGCCAUUUGGCUUAUCCCUCCUGGAACAUCAACCUUGUUACAUAUCUUAGUAUCAUCGGCAAAAAGACAUACCUUACCAUCAAGACCAUCUGCAAUAUCACUAAUAAUAUUAAAGAGAAUGGGUCCAGGUACAGAUCCCUGAGGUACCCAACUGGUGACAUCACCAUGCUUUGAAUAUACUCCAUUGACUAAAACCCUCUGUUGCCCAUCACUCAGCCACUGCCUUACCUAUUCAACAAUAUUGGAAUAUCAUUUACAAAUGUGGACACCAAGGGGCUCUCACAUGAUCACAUACUUGGAGCUUUAUUGAGGUGACAUUUUUUCGAAAUUUUUUUCAAAGCUUGUGGUAUUCAUCUUUAUUUUAUAAUUCUUACACACACAUCUGAUUUAUGCUGCAUAUUUUCUAAAUCACAUGUAUGUCAUUGUAAUAAUAUUCCCUAACCUCAACUAUACUCUGCAACAUCCACUGAGAAAAAAUAUAAGCUUAUGAAUAUAUUUUCAAAGUAUCAAUCCUAAUCGUAAACAUGACCUUUACCCUAACACUGGCAAUAGUGUUAGAGGGAUUCGAUCUGUUGACAUCAGCAGAUUCAUUUACUUGCUGGUCCUCAUCCUAACUCUUAAUGCUAACGCUGGCUCCAAACCUAAUCCUAAAUGUGAUCCUUAUCCUAAACACAACUCUAAUUCUAACUUUAGCAAUAAUGUUAGAGGGAUUUCCUCUGAUGUCAAUAGAGGGAAUCCCUCACAGUGCAUAGUAGUCUCUGCAUGUUCUGCACUAUUACGUAGCAGAAUGAGAGUGAUUAUUUCCAUCUCUGCUGCUAAAUCACAGCUGAUCAAUCUCUGCAGUCAGUGACUAUGCUGCAGAAGGCUUGCAGUAAGAUCUAACUGGAGUCUCCUCGGGCCCUGUGGAUCUACCCCUGUCAGAGGGAAUCACUGGAAAUUACUUCACCGGUACUGUGGCUGAAACCAGAACUUCAGCCACUGUGAUUUUAAAGGGUUGAUAAGACCCUAAAACCACCACCAUUGUGAAAAGCCCCAAAUGGACGAAAUUGAAAAGUCCAUGGUUGAAGUUUUGCAAAUAUUCUGUGAAAGGUGGAUAUAUGCAUAGCUCCUGUUUGAGCUAUGCAUAUGAUGCAAAUUAAUAAAGUUCUGAAUGGCAAAGUACGUGGACACCCCGACUAAUUAAGCCAAAAGGCAACAUAGACAAAACAUUGGCAAUACAUGUGAUCAUAUUGAAGAGCUCAGUGACUUUAAAUGUGGCACUGUGGUAGGAUGCCACCUUUGCUACAAAUCAGAAAUUUCUACCCUACUAGAUCUGACCUGGUAAACUGUAAGUGCUAUUAUUGUGAAUUUGAAGCAUCUAAUAUCUGUUGCAUCACUUACUACAGAGUUCCAAACUCCCUAUAGAAGCAAAAUGAGUACAAGAACUAUGUGUCAUACAUUCAUGAAAUGGCUUUCAAUAGCCAAACAGAUAUAAGCAAACAUAUCAACAUGCACAAUGCCAAGCAUCAGCUGGAGUGGUGUGGAGCAUGCUGCCACUGGAUUCUGUAACAGUGGAAACAUAUCCUAAACCACAUUUCACUUUUUAGGAAGUCUGAUGGAAGAAUCUAGCAGAGGCGGCUCUAGACUUCAUGAGGCCUUAGGCGAAACUCAAACAUGAGGCCCCACUAUCAAAAAAGUGUCACAUUGAUGCACAGUUUACCUGCCUGAGAGUGUGUCUGACAGAGAGUAUCCUUGUGAUAGGGAGAGGGAGGUGAUGGUGAGAAGGGGUGAUGGUAGGUGGUGGUGAUAAUGAGAGGGAGAGGGGGAUAAUGUGAGGGAGGGAGGUGAUGUGAGAGAGGUGAUGUGAGAGGGAGGGGGAGGUGAUGUGAUGUGAGAGGGAGGGGGGUGAUGAUGGGGAGGGUGGUGAGUGGGGGUGAUGCUGAGGGUGGUGGAGGGUGAUUGAGGGUGAAGGGGGGUGAGGCAGAGGGUUGUGGGGAGGGAUGCUGAGGAUGAAGGGGGAUGGUGAGGGUGGUGGGGGUGGUGAGGCUGAGGGUGAAAAGGGGGGAGGUGAGGAAGCCUACCUUCAUGUAAUCUCGCGAGAUGUCAGAGCGUUUCCGCGGUAACCCGCGGCAACGCUCUGAUUGGCCAAUUCUUGUGAGACACAUGGUCUGCAGCUCUGCAAACUGUGGAGCUGCAGACCAGUGUCUGCGGUGGCUGGCCGGGCAGACAGGAGGGGCCUCGCACCCGGCGGCAUACCGGGCAAGCCGCCGGGCCCCCUCCUGGUGUCAGGUCCUUGGUCACUGACCGAGGACCUGACACAGUCUGCUCACAGGUGGUUUAGGCAGCCGCGAGGCCCCAGCCAGCGCGAGGCCUUAGGCGGCCGCCUAAACCGCCUAAUUAGAGAGCCGCCUAUGGAAUCUAGGUAUAGCAAUUGUCAGCAGGACUCUACCUGAACACUGUUUUUCAGUGUGUAUGCUUAAGUCGCAGUGAAGGGUGAUCUUAAUGAUACAGGAUACAAAGACAUUUAAGACAAGUGGAUGCUUCCAAUUUUGUAGCACAAGUAUAUGGAUGGCUAUUUCCUGUUCUAGCAUGACUGUGUCCCAGGUGCAAGUGAGGUCCAUGGAAGCAAGGUUUAACAAAUCUGGUGUUGAGUAAUUUGAGUGGUCUGCACAGAACCCUGACAUGAACCCAAUUGAACAUCUUUGGAAUGACAUAGAAAACUAAUUGUCAGCCAGACAUUCUCAUCCAACACCAGUUUCUGGCCUCAAAAAUAUUUUGGCUGACUGGGCACAGAUUCCUACAGACACAUUACAACAUAAAAAAAAAGUGGUGAUUGUUUGCUACAAAGGAUGUGUCAACUGUAAAUCUCUAUUCAUGCUUCAGCAAUUUAAAAUGUUAUGUCCAAGAAGCGGUUAUGGUCAAUAGGAUACAUAAUGAUGAACUGUGUAUUAUGGGACAAUAAUGCCAUUGAGAAAUCACAACACUUCAGUGUUUUAUAUCUUUUAUAUUCUGUAUUAUAAAAAAUAGAGUUAAAGAUAUUAUUAGGGUUUCACUGACUUUGAUUAGCAACAGAACAUAUGUGUUCCACUGAGCCCAAGACUGUGGGUAAAUACAGUAAAAAUAAAGAAAAAUAAAUAAAAUAAUAAAUAUUCCCAUAAUAAGUCCAGGCAAUAAUGAAAAUGUAUAUUUAAUAUCCGGUCUGUUCUCCUCUCAUAUUUGCAUUGUAAUGUGAAACCGAUGCUAUUACUACCUGUAUUAUAUUUUUAAAUGUUAGUCUAGACUUAUAGAAAAAAAUAUUUGAAUAUCUAAAUCCACCUUUUGUGCUUUUAACAUAAAUUAAAAAAGUCAAAGAGAGAAUGUAUUUUCUUUAAAAGGUAUAAAGAGGAAACGCCAGCAUGACAUUGAUCUCCGAAAGCCGAUUACUAAACCCUGUAGAUUUUUUAAGUGAGGUAAAAAAAUUGAAUAAUUUCAAGCUAUAGAAUGUGAAUGUUUUGGAUUUUAGAUUUAAAAAAAAUAGAAGUGAGCUGAAGUUAUGAGUUUGUAUGAGUUUAUUGAAGUUACGGUGAAUAUCAUAAAAUAGUGGAUGAGCAAGCAUGACGUUCAUUACUCUUUUGAAGUGAUUGUAGAGGACAACAUAAAUUUUCAAUAUUAGUCUUCACGAGUUAUGUAAACAAUCUCCUGUAUAUAAGCAAACAUAUGAACAAAGGAAUUGGGAGCAGCACAGGUACAGAAUACGUUUGUUUUUUAGCAUAUAUUUAUUUUAAUGUUUAGUCCCUUGUAACACAGAGAAGAAUUUAAUAUAAAAAAACAACAUUUGUUGUUGAAGCAACAUUUACCCUAGAGAAUUGUAUAAGAAUGGAGGGCGCACAAUAAUUGAUACAGAUAUGAAUGAAUCAUAGUUCAAUGUGCUCACUAUAGUAAAUACAAACUCAUACAAUUAAGCACUGCGCUCCAAAUGCCCAUUUCUAAUGGGUGGCAACAAUGACUAUUGUAUACAGUAGGGAUGUGCAUGGGCGAAAAAUUUGGUUAGGCACUUCCGAAAUUGGGGACUUCAACAAUUCAACACUUCCGCACUUCGGUUUGGCACUUCUGAAAUUUGGGACUUCGACAAUUCAGGACUUCGGCAAUUCCCUAACCCUACCCAUAACCCUGUAACAUAUUCGGUUGCGGUAUCUGCACUCAGCGACUAUGCAUCAGUGUACCUGACUCCUGCAACAUGUUGAUGGACGCCGGCCGCUGUGGAUUCAUGCCAAAUUAUAGCCCCACGUCCACCCAUGGGGAUGAUGACGUCGGCGUGCGUAUGAUGUCACGUGGGAGAGGCACGCGCACGUUCUGGGGUCAAAGGCUGAUUUCAUCCAAUCAGAUUUGUGAAGGUCUUAUUUAAACACAUUUUUACUUCUCCUCAUUGCCCUGUCGUGGUUUCCCUUAGUGGUUGUCAGAGAGUGUGUUCCUGAGUGUUUAUAUCUGGUUAUUGACUUUGGCUUUGUUUUGACUUCCCUGUAUUCUAGUAUCCCUGACUUUUGGUUUUCCCUUAUCGUUGCGUCCCAUUCUGUGUCCCUGACCUUGGCAAGUAUUCUGACUACUCUUUGGUACGUUAAGUCCGGCCAUUCUAACUUACCUUUGAGUUACCUUUGAGUUAUAAGGGGCGAUAAAGUUCUACGUGUUGGAUCAAUUUGUAAUCCUGACAAACCCUACCCCUAACCACCACAACCACUUACACAUCUAGGGGUAUGGUUAGAUUCCUGUCAUCAUUAACAUAAUUUUCUCUCCCUCUCUUGUUUUGACACUUUUCAGAAAUCUGAAGCAAUUCAGCACUUCCGAAAUUUGGCACUUCGGUAAUUCGGCACUUCACCAAUUCGGUUUGGUUCGGCACUUCCAAAAUUCGGCACUUCGGCAAUUCGGACAUUCAGAAGCAUCCAAAUGUCAGAAUUGCCAAAAAUUGUCCCAAUUUACAUUUGAAACAAAACGAAUUGCACAUGUCUAGUACACAGCAUUUUCAAUAUAUACAAUAAAAAACAAAUAAAGAAGUUACUUGUACACUAUGCCAAAUAUCUAUGCACAUUUAAGUAACUGGACUUUUUAUUUUAGUAUCACUUCAAAGGCCUGUAAAGUCACCUGCCACAUCAAGGAAGAACCUCUUAAGUGAGUCCUAUACUAACAAUACACCUUGCUUCUUUAAGCUGAAAGGCAAAAUCUCCAAUGAGACAUAGAUGGAUAUUUUUCUAAAUACCUACGCACAUAUUAACCCUUAAUAGGGCACACAUGGGAUGGGCAGUAGCACUGUAACAUGACUGUGUAAUACAAAACAAAAAGGAAACUCAUAAAAUGCAAUUAAUUUUUUAAUACACAUAUAGUAAUCCAUAAUCCCUACAGUAACCCAGACUCAGAAAUACAAUGUCAGAGACUAGGAAAACAGUAGCUAAAAUGAAAGGGUCUGCGCAAGAUACAUUUACUGGGCUUUCUAUUGGCCGGGCUUAGCAUAGUAGGGCAAAAAUACAGUGUCAGUAGAAAGCCAAGGUCAAGGGAAUCACUGGAAAUGACCUCACUAAUACCGGUGCCGAACCCAGGAGUUCAGCCAUGGUGAUUUUAAAGGGUUGUGUGUGAUAAGACCCCAGAAUCAGCACCAUUGUGAGAAGACCCAAAUGGCUGAAAUUGUAGUCUAUGGUUAAAGCUUUACAAUUAAUCUGUGUAAGGUAGAUGUGUCCCAAAGUCCUGCUUGAACUAUGCAUAUGAUGCAAAUCAGUAAAGAAACGCCAAGUUUUCAGUAUACACUCUUGGGCUGUAAUAAAAAAUGGCAAGGCAAUGGUCCUGCCGUAUAUAUAGGGACAACCAAGAUAAUAAUGGACAUUAUCAUCACCCUGCACGAACGUACACAAAGGGGUGUGAAAUGUAAACAGUAGAUGAUGUGUCUCAUAAUUAUGACCUGUAUAUCUUUUAUUAUAAAAAUAUGUAAACCUACAGGGUCCUGUAACUUUAAAGACACUUGUAUGUGGAGUGAGGUUGAUGUAGUGAUCUGGCAACCCAGCGAGAGUGACAGAGUGCAGAAAACGUUCUGCAUGUGGAACUUUAGAACGAUGCGUGGUAUUCAAGUCAGAGGUGCCCAGCUUUUGACGUGGAACCGGAGACAUUGUGGCUGCUGCGUGGCUCCCACUGGAAUGUGCAUAUUACGCAGAGCAGCUUGAGAAAGCUUUUCCUGAAAAGAUUUCUGUAGCUUUGCCAUGACAGGAGGCUCAGUGCCCAGGUGGACCCAUGUAGCCUUUGCAAAAUGAUUUGCUCCAUUAGCAGAUAAGGGCACAGGGUGCUCCUAGCAUCAAAACCUCUGAUGCUUGGAGUAAUACGUUAAUAGUGCAGAAUGGUGACCUUUUCAAAUGAAUAAACUACAUAUCAAUCGGCUUUGGCCAGCAUUAACAUUUUUUACAUAAUCUAAUCUUAAUGGAAAUUACUUCUGAAUUAAAUUUUGUUUUGUUUUUUAAUUUGCUUUUAAGCACACAUUUCUUGAGUUAAAUUAUAAUCUUGAUGUUUAAUUGGAUUAGUUUUCUUUAUAAAGUUGGUAUUUAUUCCAAAAACUGUUGGAACUGUUUUGCCAGUAUUAAGGAAAACUGUUUAAGUGACCUCUAUCAACAGAGGAUAGAAUUAAGGAAAACUUUUAUUUUAUUUUCAGAUGAAAUGGUUUGUCCAAAACACACGUUUCUGCCAUGUACAAGUAUAGUUUCUAUUAUCAUUUACACUUGGUCUUUUCUGAAACUGAAAUUAGCCAGUAUUCAAAGAGCACAAGAAACAUUUGUUUUGCAAUUAAACAACAAAUCAUCAGUUUUGUAAAGUGAACUUUAAAGUGACACCAUAGUCAUCAGAACCACUACAGUGUUAGCACUGUAAACACUGCCUUUCCAGAUAAAAGGCAGUGUUUACGUUGCUGGCUAUUAAUACCUCUAGUGGCAGUUACUCAUUGGAGGUGCUUCCUAGUCCAGUGCUGUACUGUGUGUUGAGACACUGAAUGUUCACCAUAGAGAUGGAUUGAUCUAUGAGAACAUGUUGAUUGACGCAUUGAAGCAUUUUGCCUUUAUAUCUGCAUAAGCCUCCAAUGAAACAUUGGAUUGGCUGAGAUCAUUAGGUUUGAACUCAUCUAUAGACCAGGCAGGGCCAGCCACAGGGAGACAUGCAUGGCAUGGGAGAAAGGGUGAGUAAAAUCACAUUUUCACUGCAUAGAGAGGGGGACAAUCACCUAAAUAGUCACUUCAGCACUUUAGUGUGAGAAAUACAUGUUUGUAUUUCUGACACUACAGUGUUCCUUUAAAUUAUGCAUUGAAAAAAAAAAAGAAAGCCCAUCAACAGCUUAAUUGUAAUGCCUACCAGUUUUGUUCAAAAUGCUUUGCAUGAGUGUUAUAAAGGAUGUGUUUGUUUGGGAGUGACAAUAUCUUCAGGGAUAAUAAAAAUAGAAUUUGUCACACUCAAAGAUCAACUUGAGAACUUUGCUAUUAUUAAUUUUAUUGUAGUAGUUUGAUAUCAGAUGCUUAUUUAUGAGGUGCUUGAUUUCAUAAAGCCUAAGUUUCCUCUGGCUAAAAAAGAUGUACCGUACAAAAAAAAAGAAAAAGAGAACUCCCAAUUGUAUUAAAGGAAUACUCUGGCCCCCAUAGCAUCUUUUCUUUUCUAUCAAUGGAGAGCUACUGAUUAGCUUAGAGUGUCAGCUGACCACUCUAGCCAAUGAAUGGCGCCCCCCAACUGACGGCACUUCAUGCUUCCUAUAACUAAGAUUCAGAAGCUUGAUGCAGCCUGUGGGACCUGGAGAUCGGCACUGAAUGCAUCUUAUGGGAUUACAUAGUUACAUACAUAGCUGAAAAGAGACCUUUGUCCAUCAAGUUCAGCCAUUCUAGGUCAAACCAUUUGAGCACUUAGAAGGACAGUGAUCUUUAGAGUUGUAAAAUCACCCUUGUACUCAUACUGACACAGAGAAUCCUUAAACUGAAACUAUAGUGCACUAUAGUACCCUCUAGUACCCUCCCCCCCGUGGCACUGGAAGGCUAAAAACCCCUUUGUCACUUGAUUUCAGUGCUGACAUCACAACAUCAGCCAGUGGGGAGUACUUAAUGCGUAUGUGCAAUGAGCGCCGUGAUCACAUCAGGACUAUUCCAUAGGAAAGAAUUAAAUCAAUGCUUUCAUAUGGGCUUUAGCUGACACUGGAUGUCCUCAUGCAAAGCAUAAGCAAGUCCAGCAUCAUUUAGUGGAACAAAAGUAUACGAAGGACAACCAAAAGAGGCAGAGUUUCGCAAUUUCGCAAUAGCUGCAGUAAUUAUAGUUGCAGGGUUAAUGGGACAGGGACACUGCACCCAGACCACUUCAAUUAGAUGAAGUGGUCAGGGUGCCUAUAGUGUCCCUUUAUGUACAUAAUAAGCUGAAGUUUUGUCCUUAAAUGGUUAAAGGGUAUUUGUCACUGUCACUCUGGAAUUUAUAACACUGAAUAAAAGAUUGAAGAUCACCUGUAACUUUUUUAAAUUUUAUUUAUAUAAAACAUUUAUCAAAUUAUAUCAUAAUUCGGUUCAGACAAGGCAAGGGCAAACAUAACAAAUUAAAGGACCACUUUAGGCACCCAGACCACUUCAGUGCAAUGAAGUGGUCUGGAUACCAGGUCCCCAUAGUUUUAACCUGCUGCUGAAAACAUAGCAGUUUCAGAGAAACUGCUAUGUUUACGCUGCAGGGUUAAUCCAGCCUCUAGUGGCUGUCUUCCUGACAACCAAUAGAGGCGCUUCCGCGAUUUACAUGGAGUAAAUAGCACUUAUUUGACGCUGGACGUUCUCAUAGACCUCCAGCGUUAAAAAGAUACCUAUAGGAAAGCAUUGAGUAAUGCUUUCCUAUGGGCGGGUUUGAAUGCGCGGUGCGUCUGGCCGCACUUGCACAUUUGGCUCCACUCGGGAGCUGAUGUCGAUGGAGGAGGAGAGGUCACCAGUGCCGAGGAAGCCCGGUGCUGGAUUAAGGUAAGCAAACACAUGGUUAAUUAACCAUUUAUAUUCCUAAUGCUAUAGUGUUUCUUUAAGAAUAUUAAUAAUUUUAAUUUCUCUUCUUGUCUAUAUGCCUGCUCUGUGGUGACUGCCAGGUGCAAAGGACAGAGCUUAUAACCAUGAUUGUUAGGAUGCUCAAAUGGAAGCUCACAAUUGCAGAUUAUAGAUGUGUGGAUUCAUGUUUCAUACCUAACAAAAUAUAUUUGUUAAAUACAAGGAUAACUAAACAUAAUAUUACAAACCAUUUGCCCUUUAAGCAAUCACAAUCUUUCCAAAGAGAAUGUAUCAAGUCAUAAAUGAAACUAUUGGAUACUUAUGAAAUUCAACACUAAAAAGACUUGAUAAAUAACUGAAAAAAACCCAGUUUACAACCAGUUAACCAAUACCAGGAAAAACGUGUUUUUGCAUGAUCAAAACCAUCAGCACAAACACCUCCCCAGAGUUGAUGAGAUUUGCAAGCAGUGUUGAAUGUUUACUAACAAUUCCUUGUUAAUCAAUUAAAGCAAUUAACGGACAAAUGAGUGCUGUAAUAAGAAAAUAAUGAAGCAAAGUUGAUAACACAACAAAUACACAUGUGCACACUACAUGAAAUGUCCGUUUCGAACUACCUUAAAGAAACACACACACACAGCAACGUGGAACACAUUAGAUUCAUGACCUAUGGCAUAAGUAAAUUUGUAUGAAUAGAAUUCAUAACUGUGAGUAGGGCUUGCUAACCAGUGAGCCAGUCAGUGAGUAGGGCUUGUUAGGUGAGAGGAAACCCCGGAUGUAUUAAAUAAGCCAAGAAUUGGGGCCCCUAGGAUACUAUGGCAGAAAGUUUUACUGCAGGCCUUGAGGGAUGGUGAAACGCAGGAUUGAUAUAACAUGACAAUUGUAAGUCUCCUUGAAUUAUAUAAUAUUAUCAAACUUGAUUUGGCUUGAUUCAAAGUGUCAAGUAGUAGGGCUGUCCUGCAUGUUAAGAUGCAUAUAGUAUUAGCCUUGACUUUUAAAGUUGCGAGGGCAUUGUCAGUGGGAUGGGGUUUGGUGAUUAUGUCACUAACUUUUGAUCAUAUAGAAUUUUUCAAACUUGCACUGAUUCUUGCUUCCAAAGAAUGUUUAAAUAUUCUAAAUUCUGGUAUCAUUUGUAAUGUGGAAAUCAUGGCCCUCUUAAAUGCUCUUAUAUUUUAAGAAUGUUGGCUUUGUGCGCAGUACCUAAACAUCUACCUGAUUUAUCCUUGUGUCUGCAAUUCUAUUUCUUCCUCUCCUUAACCUUCUGUGCACUUUUUGUCCAUCUAAAAGUGACCCAUCUCUAUUUUUAUUCAAAUCUGAAUUCUCUCACUUGCAUGCACUUGCUCUCCUAUCUCUUAUAGCUAUGCAUCCUACCCUGCAUUCACCUGUACUCAACAGCUGUCUCAAACCCCUUGAAACCCCCACUAUCUCUCCCUUACACUCCCUCUUGACCAUCACACACUCCUCUUAUCAUUCUACACAAUUUACGCCUACACAAGUGUGUGUUAUUUUUUUCAUACUUCAUCCUCCAGCAGUAUCCAUUCUUACUCACUCUCUGACUUUUAUCUGCUGCUAGACCUGUAUCUCAGCUACUGGUAAGUGCAUAUUAAAUAUGGCUUCCUAUGAGUCUUGCUUUUUAUUUUAGUUUAACGUCAGAAUUGACAAAUAUUUGUGAGGAAAAUUGCAGCGUAUGUCUUUGUUGACACGCAAAAAAGCUACAAUAUUGCCUGGCCAAAUGGCUAUGCAACUUAAAGAGGCGCUAUAGUCACCAGAACAACUACAGCUUAUUGAAUUUGUUCUGGUGAGUAGAAUCAUUACGUUCAGGCUUUUUGCUGUAAACACUGUCCUUUCACAUUACAGCCUAGUCAUAACUUCACUGGCCACUACUCAGAUUGCUGUUAGAGAUCCUUCCUGGGUCAUGGCUUCCUAAAAUGCAUCCAAACAUUCAGUAUCUCCUCCCUCUGCAUUCAGACACUGAACUUUCCUCAUAGAGAUUCAUUGAUUCAAUUCAUCUCUAUGAGGAGAUGCUGAUUGGCCAGGGCUGUGUUUGAAUCAUGCUGGCUCUGCCCCUGAUCUGCCUCUUUGUCAGUCUCAGCCAAUCCUAUGGGGAAGCACUGUGAUUGGAUCAGGCUACCACUUCUGAUGAUGUCAGCAGACUGCUUGUUUUUUGUUUGUUUUUUGAGGCAAACAACAUGCAGAUCUACAGCUUCUGGCUUGAAUACAGUAAGAUUUUGCUAUAUUUAUGGAGGCAUGAGGGGCCAAGGGGGGCUAGCUGGUGGUUUUAACACUAUAGGGUCAGGAAUACAUGUUUGUGUUCCUGACCCUAUAGUGAUCCUUUAAGUCAUUUUCACAAUGCAAUUCUGAGUUGACGAAAUGAGAUUAUUAUUAGACGUGCAUUCAAUUUGCUUCAAAUUGAAUUUCCACUAAAUUUUUUAAUUUGGCAGCUUCUGAAUUCCAAACUCUUAUGCAAGCCGAAAAUAAAUUAAUCAAGAAUGAAUCGGAAAAAAACUACACAUUUUAAAUGCAUUUGUUUUCAUAAGUAUUGUAAAUUAGGUAACUCUCUAUUAAAGGGGCUCUUUAGGCACUCAGACCACUUCAGUUCGUUGAAGUGGUCUAGGUGCAGUGACCCUGUUACUGAGAAACUGCAAUAAUUACCUUGCAGGGUUAAGACUGUCACUAGUGGCUGUCAAUCAGACAGCCACUAGAGGCUCUUCCUUGUGGUUUAGCGACUUUUGGUCAUGUUCUAUAUGAGGACAUCCAGCAUCAUUCAAUUUCCCCAUAGGAAAGUAUUGCAGCAAUGCUUUCCUAUGGGGAGCUCCCCCUGGCCUCCCCAUCAGGUGAUAUUGGAGGGGGCGGAGCACUGACCAAGAACUGAGGGACAUCGGCGCUGGAAUUACUAAAGGACAGUAAGGGUUUAUUAGCCCUUUGCCACUGUCUCUUACCUUAAUCCAUCGAGCCCACGUGGAGUCGGAGCUGACACCGGCUCCAAUCUUAGUGCAUUCGACAUGUCCCACGCCAGAUGCUGAAAUCACGCACCUCUUCAUGAAUCAGCGCAAAAGCGCCAACAUCAUGACAUCAAAGACACAACCCCACAUCAUCAAUACCGGCCCAGUGGUGCGGGUGGGGCGUGGUCUUAAAGCAAAAGAUGUUCCCUUAUAAAAGGCACCUUUUUCUUUGUCCCUUGCCCUAUUUGGUUCUCCUUGCAUUUGUAUUGUUUUUCCUGUGUACUGACUCGACUUGGCUUUUGACUUCCUGAUUUCUGGUAUCCUGACCCGGCUAUAGUUGUAUCAUUCUCCUGAUCUCUGGUAUCCUGAUUUUUGGCUAUUCUUCGACUGCUCCUCUGGUAUUCUGAUUUAUGGCUAUUCGCGUUUGGGUUUUCUGUGGGUUUACAUAAUACGUGUUGGGUUAUCACACAACUGUAAUACCCUUAAAUUUUCAGGGGCAAGCCGUGAAGGCAGAGGUGGGGCAAGAGGUAGCUAAAGUGCUAGAAAUAUAACUUUGUUUUCCUAGCACUAUAGUAACCAUUGAAUUAUUUUGUUAAAUUUAGGAAAUAAAGCAAUUGUGGUACAUUUUUAAUUUGCCUCAGAUUCUAGAUCGUGCAAUACAUAACAUUAGAACAAGCAAUCUAACCACAAAGUAAUACAUUUUUAUCUGACUUUAUCUAUAGGAAAAUGGCACCUGGGACUGAAUUGUGAAAACAGCAGUGAUCAUUGUCACCACCCUGUGAAUUAUGGUUUCGAUUACUUCUAUGGAAUGCCCAUGACAAAUCUGAGAGAUUGCAUACCAGGUCAUGGAAGUGUUUUCUUAGCUGGAGCAGCCAAAUUCAUCAGAACUUUGAUUCAAAUUGGAUGCAUAACCCUCGUUACAGCUACACUGUUAAAUUAUAGUGGAAUAAUUAAGAUAAACUGGAAGGUCGUUAGUUAUAUUUUGAUAUUUUUUGGAUUUCUUUUUGGAUUGGUGUUUUUGUUUUUUUGGAAUUUCCGUUACUUGAAUUGUUUUUUAAUGAGAAAUCAUCAGAUUAUUCAGCAACCUUUUAAACAUGAAAAUCUUACUCAAAGAAUGACAAAAGAGUCAGUUGAUUUUAUAAGAAGGUAUGUAUUUUAAAUAUCUCUUAUGAUGUGUGUGUGUGUAUGUCUCAAACAUGCAAAAUAGUGGGCCUCACUGUUGUUAAAGCAUUGGCAGUUUUCAAUAAUGUCCCUGGGUUUCUUUUUUAAUUUAUUAGUAUAUUGCAAUAAUAAACUCUCAUUUAGCUGUGACAAUUUUUGCACUGGAAGACCAGAGGUGGUAACUUCCAACAGUAUACAUUGAAAAAGGUAACCUCACAACGUCGCACUGCUAAAAUUUCUCCCAAUGUUGAAUUAACUUUGUAUUAGUAAACAUGUCAUAUACAGAACAAACUGAGCAAGGAUGCCAGUAACUGAAAUAUAGAACCUUUCCUCUGACCCUUGCAAUGAACGAAGUACUCGAUGCCAAAAAGAGACACAUGUAUCAUUUUUAUUUCACUUGGAUAACCACCAGUAUGUUGGAAAUAUGGAAGUAGUUGGAUAGUGCCUAGAAGUAAAGUUUAGCCAGUAUAGUACCUCAUACCUCCCAACACUGAGAGGUAUACAGAUUUGAACAGGUGGGCAGGCCGUGAGGGUGGCAUUGUCAGUGUUAUGACUAUCCAUAAUUGGUGGGCCUUCUCAGAAAGGGCGUGGGCCCAUUUAUUGAAGGGGCAUAUAGGUCUGUCAUCUAGCACACCAGAAUGACUGACCAUUUGUCUGACCGGCUCCCCCUCUUGCAGAACCAUGCGGAGAGCAGAGUUGUAGCAUAUCCUUAGGGACUGCAGCUUAACCAAGUGUUUACUGCUUGUAAUUAGGAUUCCUUUCUCGGAGAAUGCAGCAAGCAGGAUGUACCAAUGACAGUCAUAAUUCCCAAAUAAAUAAGGCAAAAGGUAAAAUAUAUUAUCUUGGUAGUCCGAAAUGUAGUACUGAAAGCACUUCUAUAAAAACUGGCUGGUAUUAUCUGCAUUCUUAUAAGUCUAAAGGCACCAAGGUAGUUUAACCCCUUAAGGCCACAUGACAUGUGUGACAUGUCAUGAUUCCCUUUUAUUCCAGAAGUUUGGUCCUUAAGGGGUUAAACAAAUAAAUAAUUUGAGCUAUAACAGAGAAGAAGCUCACAACAAGGAACAUUCUCCAAUAACAGAUGAGUCUAUAGACAGAUAGGAACUGGGAGAAGUUGGAGUAAGACAUGUGGACAUAGUAGCUUCUAACCAGACUUAACAUGCUUUAAAACAUUCAUGAUGUUAGAUUUUAUUUUAAACCACAGAAUCAUAUGUUAUAUCAAGCAGUAUUUUUCAUUCUCUGUGGUGCCCCCAGCAAACUAGGAUGAAUGAAAAGUAAGAAGCCAUCAGUUCUUUUGUUUUGUUUGUUUGUUUAUUCUGCAGUCAAAAGAUGUAGAAGAUUGGACUGUGAGUAUACUUGCAAGAACUGAUAAUUUCUAUUAGAAACCAACGAGAAGAUGAGUAUCCUUAUUUUCCGUAUUGCAAAUAAAACAGCGGUGACAGAGUAUCAGCUUUAGUGCUGCAGGUUCCAGAGUGGUUGGAAAACAUAAUAUUGGAUUAAGACAGGAAUAAAGCUGAAUAAGCCUGGUGGGGGCUGGUGAGUUCUGUCGCUCUCAGAUGUCUUCAUUAUUUGAGAGCUUGGACAAUAACCAGCACUUUUUUCCAAUAUCUUAGUUUUCCAGUGACUCACUAUACAUAUACAGUUCCCAAUGGAAAAAAAAACAACCCAUGACAUACUGUUAGUGGAUUAUGUCUUUGAGACAGAUGCCCACACCACAUGUAGAGGCAUUGAUGUCUAGAAUGAACAGGACUAGGGUGUUGAGGUGUUAAACAGAUAAAAGACUUCUGGUGCUUGUGGAGAUAAAUGAUAUAUAUCUUCUAAUUUUUGGACAUGGUGUAGAUGAGUUGCUAAAAACAAAGGGAAAAUAACUUUAAUAAACAUACAAUUAUAAUUAAAAUAAAUAAAUAAGAAACUCAAUAGGGAGUGACCAAUAAAAGGUAAAAAAAAAUGGACCGUUUAUAGAAAUCAAUGGGAAGAACUGCAAUGAAAGCAAUAUAGCCCAGAUACUGAGCUUUACCAAUUUACAGUACAAACUGUAAAGUACAAUCUGUACAAAAACAUACAAUACAAACCGUAUCAGCUUUUGUAAAACAAAUCAUACUUGCAAUACAUUCAAAAUAAAUUUGAAUAAUGAAUUAAUAUGUAUUUUAGAUAUAUGAUAAGACUGUGGGCACUCUUGGAGUAUUCCACAUUCCAGUGAGUAUGAUAAUAUAUUCAUAGUGCCCACUACAUGUAUUACCUGUCAACUUGGACACUUUUUGCUAGGUUUUUAGCCCUUCUAUGAUGAAUUUUAGUCAAAAUAGAAGAACGAUUCCAUUGUGCAUGGCUUUCAGCUACUCCAUACUACUAAAGAGUUGAAAUGUUAACAAUAGGUCCUUUCAUAGCAACUGUAGAUGAUAUACAGUUCAUAUAACUGAAAACAAGGUGUUAAGAACUUUCUUCAACACAAGCCUCAGUAGUGAUUAUAAGACAUUAUAGUUCAUUAAUUAAACCUUUCAUAGUGACAGAAGAGGGCUGGCAAAGGGGGCAUUGCCCCAGGGUCACUAUCACAAUUUAUCUUUUGAUUAAAAUUAGUAGGAUGUCUCUUGGCAGAGUACUGCAGGGGGAAGCAGUUGGCAGGAAUUGUGCAUUGCCUCGCUAGUCCAGAACUCUUUUUGAACUUGUGCAUAGGCUGAUGUCUCAGAAUCUUAGUGGUCUACAGAUAUAAACUGGUUCAUUGAGAUAUUUCUUGGGGGAUUGCAGUGUUUGAAGCUUAGCAGGCUGCCGACUAGGAUAAUUAUGUAUCAUGUGGAUACAUUUGUUUGUGUUAGCACGGUGAGAUGAGAACGUUAUAUCAAUGGUGUCUCAGAAAACAGACCCAAUCACAAAGGUAUGGAUUCAUUUCUGUGAAUAGUUCCAUCAUGCUGUGCAGGUAAUACUGAUGGUGAUCAAGCCCAUAUUUGUUUGUUUAGUCUGAAUAGGACCAUCUACAAAUAGAUCAGAGAAUUUUGUGUACAAGAAUAUUCCAUAAAUUUGGACUUGACCCCCAAGCCAAAGGUGUUUAGAGCUUCUCUAAAUUGUAUGAGAUAUAUCAGCUUUCUUUUACAAUUUACAAAACCUUUCUAAGGUUGAAAAACUCAGCAAUGUUAGCAGAAAUGCAUGAUGCAGCAUGUAACUAUUUUAAAUAUGUUGUUUUUAUCUAAUUUUAUUAUAUUUAGAGUAUAUAAAUUGUCUUGUAUUCUACAGGCCAGAGUAUUAUUUGCCUGUGAUAAAGACUGCCACUAUAAUUUAUCAUGGUAAAACUGUAAUUUCUUUUAUCAGUGCCAAAUUAUAGUUAACAAAUCCUAUAUUUUCUAUUAAGUGUCCACUGUAUUGUGCUAAACUAACCAAACUGUUUAUACUCUGGAUACAAAUGUGAUUAAUGUAGUUAAAUAAAUGCGGUUCAUAUUUUGUGAAAAAGCCCUCUGCUUUAUUUAUAUUAACUUUUGAAAUAGUUCACUCUUUGGAUUUAUCAAUGCAAUUUACUUUCUAGAGCAAACAGUUUAGUUUUUCAUUAUCAUUUAAGUUAGCAAAACAAAUAAGCAGGGUGAUAUAUAGAGACAUCAAUCUGUAAAACUCUGAUGAAAAUUCACACAGCUCAAUGGCCAGUGGAAUUAAAUGAGCAAUUUUCUUUGCCCAUCAAUUAUAAAUAGAUUUAUUUUUUGUUUUGUUUUUUUCACAGAGAAAAAAAAAUCAAUACACAUUAUUUUAGUGCUUUCUAGGCUGUAUGUUGUACAUAUUUGCACAAAAAAGUUAAAAUAUCAUAGACUACAGAAAAAUUAUGUAAUCUAAGUACCGGAUAAUAUGAUGAUUGACAGGUUAGUUAUGGGUUACAGGGUCUAUAAUUACCCAAGCAUGUUAUUUCCAUUAAUGUACUCACUAGGAAUUUUACAAUAAUAUAAAAUGUGAAUGGAUAGUAAUUAAUGUACUUUAAAAUUUAAUGCACUUAUUGCUUAAGUCUUCUUAAUAAAUGGCCUAAUUCAGACACUUCGAAAUCUGUAAAGGUCAAGAAGUGCCAUUUUUAACCUUUAGAAUUAAAAAAGCUUGUAGCAUUUAUUUGCUUAUUUUAAAAGAUACUUUUUUUUCCAAAGUCAAAGGGCUUUGCAUAGUUAUGAGAGACCAUUAAAUCUCAUUGGCUAUGGACAAAGUUAUGAACCAUCAGUUUUUAUUAAGUCAAGGAAUUAAAAUAAUGACAUGUUUUGACAUAGAGCAUAUAAAUCAAAUUAUCAUUCUUAUGAUGGAAAACAGUAAUGAGUUACAAAUCAGAAUAACAUUAUUAUGAAUCUGAAGAAGACAUUUGAGUUAUUUGCAUUGCCAUUUGAACAGUUGGAUUGCUUUAACUUGAAGAAUCAGUCUUUUUAAAAUGUGACCAUACAUAUUUUGAAAAUGCUUUGCUAGUAAAAUAUAUUAUAACAGUAAACUGUUACAUAUCUUUUAAAGUUUCACAAUGAACAUUGCCUGCAACUGCUCCUACAAGUAUAUAACUAACAGUAGGAAGAAACACUGUUACACUGGGGUACAAAGCCCAGGACUCUAGGUGGGCGACUCCAAUCUAACAUGGUGCCAGGGUCUCUGGGAGAUUUAAUCCACUUCUCUUACUCCAGCAUGAGACUCUCCAAUUAGGAGCAACUACUUUUAAACUAUGGGCCUGAUCUUUCCCUAUAAUUGCUCAGGAGCCUCUAACAUCCAUUACUCAGUGAUAUAAAUCCCCAUUGACAGCAAUGCAGUGUGAGCAGGAUUAAAUACCAGGAAAUCCAGUUAUCAAUAGAUACUUGGGGCUCCCUUCUGUCAUCUGGGGCCAUUUUGGUGACCCCAGACUUUUAGAUGAGCAGUGCAUAUAGCCCUUUACAUCUGUAGAGAACACUGUGACUGAGUGAUCAAGCUCCGCCACAGUGAUUCUCUCACUGGAUCGAGUAAUUAAGAGAUCCCUAAGGGUCUGAACAGACCUUGGAGGGUCUCCUUCUAUGCCCCAAUGGCAUUUUGAUUAGUGCUGGGCUUUGUCAGUUGCUGACAUUGCAAUGCAUUGGGCACACUGUAUUCAAUGUAAAGGAUAUGAAGCUUUCCUACUGAAAAUUGCCAGUAGAUGGAAACAUACCAUUUUGUUUUAGCCUAGAUAUCCCAUUACUUAUAUUCAUACUCAUAUUAGCAGAGAGAAACCUUUGGAAUUAGCAUUAAAUUAAGAUUAUGGUGUGACAGACCCAUCUGUAUGGACUAAAAGUACUGUGUUCGUCUGUUUUGCCAUUUGCAUGAAUUCCCCAUUCGUAUGCUUUGUUUAAGGGAAUGUCUUUUUUUUGUCGAACAAAACUACCGAACGGACGGCCACCCAGAAGAGAAGUGUGCUGCUGGUUAACCUAUUGAUCCCAAUUAGAACGUUGCGGUUAACCACAGACACUUCUCAAUUAAAACCGAAUACCGGGUGGUCGUCAUUCGUAUGUCGACCACGAGGCGGCGGCCAUUUUAAACUAAUGCGAAAGACCAGCGGUGUUCGGUUAUUUCAUGGAACUGAAAACGGACACUUUUUCAACCGAACACCGCUGAAGCCGUCGACCUACCCUUCACAAUGGACAAAAGCAUACGAAUGCCGGCCGUUCGGGAGCUUCAACAACACGAAUGGACUUAACCCAGAAAGCCUUCCCAUGGAGUCAAUCGCAUACCGAAGAACUGUAAUAAACUUUGACUCCAUAGCGAUUGAACUAUGCGAAUGGGAUCUGAGCGCUAUUCGCCAAUAAUAUGCACUCAGAUCCAGGCUAUCUGGGGAUGUGUUACACGAAUGCAAUAUGUUCGGCAAUUAGAAAGUUAUAUAUUUUAAUGUGUUUUAUAACUUUGAGUUAAAAUGGCGAUUUGCCUCUGCUCGGGGAGAUAAUUGAAUUACUUCCCAAUUAUCUCCCGAGCAGAGGGUAGGGAACUGUUGAUGCAUGCUGGGAAUAUUGUGGGGAUGUAUGUCUGAAAUGUCCCCAUGUCCUUCUGUCAUUUCAGUCUCCCAUUUGUUCCCCUAGGGGAGUGUCCACCAAGUGGGAGACCUGCAUAAAUACCGGGCAGGUAGCCCACAGUAAAUCAGUUCAUGUUUUACCCUCAAAGCGGACCUUGGUCUCGUUAUUGGGGGGAUUUUAUUACCGGGGCCUAGAGACUGCUUAUUGGAAUUAUUUGCCGCUUGGAAGAUAUUGGCGUUCGGCUAAUAUUGUCAGUUUGUGGAUUUGGAGUUUGUGAAGGGAAAGAGCCAUACAGUUACCGUUCGGGAGUUUGGAGUGUUCCCUAGCUGGCGGUUCGCAUGGUUAUACUGUACACGCUACCAGACCCCAUUAUUGCGAACGGGGAGCAUUCACUAAACGGCGGUUUGCACAUUUAUUACUGGAGGUACCGUAACAUAUGGAUUACGAUUAGGUUUAGAAUAAAUAUUAGGUUUAUAUUUUAGGAUUGGUAUUAGAGUUCAGAUUAGGGUUUUGAUUAGCAUAAGGGUCAGAAAAGGAAUCCCUCUGCUGAUAUUCCUCUGCUAACAUCAGCAGAGUAAAUAUUACUAACACUAUUUAUAGGGUUAGAAACAUAGAAACAUAGAAUGUGACGACAGAUAAGAUCCAUUCGGCCCAUCUAGUCUGCCCAAUUUUCUAAAUACUUUCACUAGUCCCUAGCCUUAUCUUAUAGUUAGGAUAGCCUUUUGCCUAUCCCAUGCAUGCUUAAACUCCUUUACUGUGUUAAUCUCUACCACUUCAGCUGGAAGGCUAUUCCAUGCAUCCACUACCCUCUCAGUAAAGUAAUACUUCCUGAUAUUAUUUUUAAACCUUUGUCCCUCUAAUUUAAGACUAUGUCCUCUUGUUGUGGUAGUUUUUCUUCUUUUAAAUAUAGUCUCCUCCUUUACUGUGUUGAUUCCCUUUAUAUAUUUAAAUGUUUCUAUCAUAUCCCCCCUGUCUCGUCUUUCCUCCAAGCUAUACAUGUUAAGAUCCUUUAACCUUUCCUGGUAAGUUUUAUCCCGCAAUCCAUGAACCAGUUUAGUAGCUCUUCUCUGAACCCUCUCUAAGGUAUCAAUAUCCUUCUGAAGAUACGGUCUCCAGUACUGUGUACAAUACUCCAAGUGAGGUCUCACCAGUGUUCUGUACAAUGGCAUGAGCACUUCCCUCUUUCUACUGCUAAUACCUCUCCCUAUACAACCAAGCAUUCUGCUAGCAUUUCCUGCUGCUCUAUUACAUUGUCUGCCUACCUUUAAGUCAUUGGAAAUAAUCACCCAUAAAUCCCUUUCCUCAAUUGUUGAGUUUAGAACUCUUGGGUUUUUACGUCCAAGAUGCAUUAUCUUGCACUUAUCCACAUUAAAUGUCAGUUGCCACAAUUCUGACAAUUUUUCUACUUUACCUAAAUCAUUUGCCAUUUGGCUUAUCCCUCCUGGAACAUCAACCCUGUUACAUAUCUUAGUAUCAUCAGCAAAAAGACAUACCUUACCAUCAAGACCUUCUGCAAUAUCACUAAUAAAAAUAUUAAAGAGAAUGGGUCCAAGUACAGAUCCCUGAGGUACCCCACUGGUGACAAGUCCAAGCUUCGAAUAUAUUCCAUUAACUACAACCCUCUGUUGCCUGUCACUCAGCCACUGCCUUACCCAUUCAACAAUAUUGGAAUCCAAACUUAAAGAUUGCAGUUUAUUGAUAAGCCUUCUAUGUGCAACAGUGUCAAAAGCCUUACUGAAAUCUAGGUAAGCAAUGUCUACUGCACCACCCUGAUCUAUAAUUUUAGUUACCCAAUCAAAAAAAUCAAUAAGAUUAGUUUGGCAUGAUCUCCCUGAAGUAAAUCCAUGUUGUCUCUGAUCUUGAAAUCCAUGUGUUUUAGAUGUUCAACAAUCCUAUCCUUUAACAUGGUUUCCAUCACUUUCCCCACUACUGAAGUAAGGCUUACUGGCCUAUAGUUGCCAGACUCCUCCCUAUUACCUUUCUUGUAAAUGGGCACAACAUUCGCUAACUUCCAAUCUUCGGGGACUACUCCUGUUAAUGAUUGGUUAAAUAAAUCUGUUAAUGGUUUUGCUAGUACACCACUACGCUCUUUUAAUAGUUUUGGGUGUAUUCCAUCAGGUCUCAUUGACUUAUUUGUCUUUACUUUUGACAGUUGAAAUAGAACCUCUUUCUCUGUAAACUCACGUGUAAUAAAUGACUCAUUUAUCUUUUUUCUCAACUGAGGUCCUUUUCCUUCAUUUUCAUCUGUAAAUACAGAACAAAAAUAUUCAUUGAGGCAGUCAGCUAGACCUUUAUCCUCUUCUACAUACCUUCCUUCUUUUGUUUUUAAUUCAACUAAUCCUUGUUUUACUAUGUAUCUAAAACAUGUUUUGUCCCCCUUUUUUACUGACUGUGCUAUUUUCUCUUCUGUGUGUGAUUUGGAAGCUCUUAUGACUUGCUUAGCCUCUUUCUGCCUAAUCUUAUAGAUCAUUUUGUCUUCCUCACUCUGAGUUUUUUUAUAAUUCCUAAAUGCUAACUUUUUGUUUUUAACUAUUUUGGCCACAUCUGCGGAGUACCACAGUGGUUUCUUGAAUUUUUUGCUUUCACUGACAAGCCUAAUGCAAUUUUCAGUUGCCUUCAAUAGUGCAACUUUUAAAUAAUACCAUUUCUCUUGGACUCCAUUUAAAUUGCUCCAGUCUGAUAAUGACUCCUCUACACAUAUUCUAAUUUUAGAAAAAUCUGUUUUUCUAAAGUCUAAAACUUUUGUUUUUGUGUGGUGUGACUCAGUCACUGUUCUUAUAUUAAACCACACUGACUGAUGAUCACUGGAUCCUAAACUUUCACCUUUAGGAAUGAGAUUAGGAUUAAUGUUAUAACUAGGAUUAUAUUUAGGAUUAAGAUGUGGUUUAGAAUUAGGGUUUGCUCAAGGAUUAAAGAUUUAUACUGGGAUUAAGAUUGUUACUUUGGAAAGGUAUACAAAUGUGGCAUUGUUGUACUCAGCAGAUGUUGCUGAGUACAGUUAAGAUAAUUGUAUUACAGUGGGGCACAUGAUAUUUAAAUAAUAAGCAGAAAAAUAUGUGUAUGUAUGAAUAAAAUUUCAAUAAAAAUGCUAUCCCAAACUUGGAAAAAAGUAAUGAAAAACUGACACCUCAAAAAAACUCAAAAUAUAUCAUGUGAAAAUCGCUGACAAUGCACUUACUGACAGCUGUGAAGUCCCUAGUCCCUGGCCUCUGGAAGCAGCCUGGUGUGCCAACCUUUCAGCAUUGGGUGACCAAAGCUGAGGAGAUACACGCCAUGGUAUAUCAUGUAAUGUGACAACCAUUAUGGUACUCAACAUGUUCAGACAACAUUUUCUCUGAUGUCAGCUCUGAUGAAUUACAUUAUCUUCUAGCCUUACAAUUGCUUUUGCUAGUCUGUUUUGUUUUGUUUUUUGUCUACAAUUAUGCCAGAUUAUCAUCUUUUUUUUGUUUAGCACACGCCACAAGUCAUGUUUUAACGUAGCAUCUUUUUAGAAGAACUUUAGCAGGGUAAUGAAACAACAUAAUAGAAAAAAAAAGACAAUCAAACUGUCACUGUUGAAAUCAGAGGAAAAGGAAGUGACAAAAAAAAUGAUGGCCUCAAUUUAAUCUUUUUGGAUAUGAGUUGUUUUUGGAUAAACUUUUAAAAUAAUUUAAUAUUUUGCAAAUUUUGAUAUAUUGAUGUUUUUAUUGAUAUGUUUAAAAAAAUAAUUUUAAAAGUUUCAUCAAAAAUAUUUGAUUACUUGAAAAGUUUAUCCAAAUAGAUUAAAUUAAUGGGUGGUUUUGAUGACCAACACAGUCUACAGUUAGGCCCGGAAAUAUUUGGACACCGACACAAUUUUCAGAACUUUGGAUCUGGAUGCCACCACAAUAGGUUUGCAAGUGCAGACUUUCAGCCUUAAUUAAAGAGGUUGAACAAAAAUAUUGUAUGAAACAUUUAGGAAUUGCAACAAUUUUCAUACACAGUCCCCUUGUUUCAGGAGCUCUCAUGUAAUUAACAAAAUCAUAAAUAAAAUAUAAAUUUUUGAUAUUUUGUUGAGAAUCCUUUGCAGGCAAUGACUGGUUAAAGUCUGGAAUUCAUGGACAUCACUAAACACUGGGUUUCCUCCUUUGUGUUGUUUUACAGGCCUUUACUGCAGCUAUAUUUAAUUGUUUUGUUGUUUGUGGGUCUUUCUGCCUUAUGUUUUGUCUUUAGCCAGUGAAAAACAUGCUUGAUCGGGUUGAGAUCAGGUGAUUGAUCUGCCAUUGCAGAAUAUUACACUGCCUUAAUAAACUCCUGGGUUGCUUUCACAGUGUGUUUUGGGUCAUUGUCCAUCUGUAAAGUGUAGCGCCAUCAUAUCAACUUUGCUAAAUCUGAAUAUAUAAUAUAUCCUUAUACACUUCUGAAUUCAUCCAGCUGCUUCUGUCUUGUAUUGCAACAACAAUGAACACUAGUUACUCAGUACCAGUGGAAGCCAUGCUUGCCCAUGCCAUCACACUGCCUCCACAGUGUUUUACAGAUGAUGUGGUAUGCUUUGGAUCAUGAGCUGUUCCACACCUUCUUUAUACUUUUUUCUUCCCAUCAUUGUUGUACAGGUUGAUUUUAGUUUCAUCUGUGCAAAGAAUAGUGUUCUGGAACUGGGCUGGCUUUUUUAGAUGUUUUUGGCAAAGUCUAAUCUGGCUUUUCUAUUCUUGAGGCUUAUGAAUGGUUUGCAACUUGUGGUUAACGCUCUGUAUUUGCUCUUGUGACAUCUUUGAUUUAUAGGAGACUUGGAUAAUGAUAUGCCUACCUCCUGGCAAGUGUUCUUCACUUGGCUGGAUAUUGUGAACGGAUUUACUUUACCAUGGAAAGAAUUCUACGAUCAUCCACCUCUGUUGUUUUAUGUGACUUCUUGGCCUUUUUGAGUUGCAGAUCUUACCCAGGGGCGGGCUGGGCCGGGGGGCAGGGAGGCAAUUGCCCCCCAGGUCACCCCUGGUUAGAUCCGGUCACGCCGUAAGGGCGCCCGCCUGAAUACCAUUUUCCGUUGUUCAGACAUUAACUGUCGGGACCAGCAGGCAUCAGUGCACCCUCCUGUCAGUCCGCCGGAGCCACAGGUUACCAGAAACCCGUCCACGCUGGAGUUUCCUGUUUUCCGUAAUCGUCGGAUUAUAUAGCACACCAGAGUGCGCACCUCCCAUCAGUCCCGGCCACCUGACCGGGCCAACGUACAGGAGGAGGAGAGAGGGGUGGAAGCGCAAUAUGAGGGGAGCAAGUGGCUGGGAGAGGGGGAGGCGAAGGGGAGAGGGGGGAAAGGAAGGGAGGGGGAGGCGAAGGGAGGGGGGCGGAAGGGAGGGGGGAGGCGGAAGGCAGGGGGGGAGGCGAAGGGAGGGGGGAGGCGAAGGAAGGGGAGGCAGAAGGAAGUAAAGGGCAAGGGGAGGGGGAGAAGUAAGUGAAGGGGAGGUUGUAAAGGGGAAAGCAAGGGAGUGGAGAAGCAAGGAAGGGAGGAGGAAAUAGUGAAGGGGAGUGGGGGAGCAAGGAAGGGGAGAAGCAAGAAGGGGAGGGGGAGUAAAAUGAAAGGGGGGGAGAAGUAAGGAAGAGGGGGAAGCAAGUGAGAGGGGACGGUUGGGGGGGAGAAAGAAGGAGGGGGGGGAGAAGGAGUGGGAAAGGGUGAAGAUGGGGGAUGUAAAUGAAAGAGGGGGGAGUAAGUGAAGAGGGGGGUGUAAGUGAAGGAGGGGGGAGAGAAGGAGGAGAAGGGGGAGUAAGAAAGAGGAGGAGGGGGAGUAAGAAGAAGAAGGGGGUAUGAAAAACGGGGGGUAAGAAGAACAAGGGGGGAGUAAGAAGAACACAAGGAGGAGGGGGGAGAGUAAGAGGGAGGAGAAGGGGAGAUGAGGAGAAGGGGGGGACUGAGAAGAACACAGGGAGGGUGGGUGGUGAGGAGGACACAGGGAGGAGAGGACACUACGCGUACACACACACACAAUGCAUCCCUAUACAUACACAGAAACACACAAUGCAUCCCUACACACACACAGAAACACAACAUACUUCCCUUACACACAGAGAAACACAACAUGCAUCCAUUACACACACACAAUGCAACACUUACACACAAAGACAAUGUAUCCUUUGCACACAUACACAGAAACACAUAAUGCAAACCCUUACACACACUGCUUUUCUUACAUACACACAGAAACACAAUGCAUCACUAACACACACUCAGUGCACACACUUACAGACACACACCUUGCAUCCCUUAUGCAUACAAACACAGAUUCACACAAUGCAUCCCUUACACACAACCAGAAACACACAAUACAUCCCUUAUACACAAAUACACACUGCUUCCACUACACACAAACACACUGCAUCACCUGCACAAACUGGUAUCCCUAUACACUACAUACCAUAAGCACACAUAUUAGAUCCUCUACAAUAACACAUAACACAUCCCCUACACACUCCACUCCCUGUGAGCGAACUCAUGGGUGGGUGGAACAUAUAAGUGGACUUAUGAGCCUUUGUGGGCAUACUCACCGUCAGGCCCUGGGGCCCAGAACUUGAGCUGUGUAAGGGGCCCCCAAAAAUGGAGCUGCUUCCAAUUCUCCCAGAACAUUGAAUUUUGUGACCACAGUUGCAAACAGCCUCCAGAGAUCCUGUUCUACACCAGACCAGUGGAGCCAAACUGCAGUCCAUCAUCAUCCUCAUCUGGUUGUAAGUAGGCAAUCUAGUAUAUUAUUAGUGACACUAAUCUAUAAUUUACCUCACAUUAAAGGGACACUAUAGUCCCCAGAACAACUGGAGCUUAAUGAAGUGGUUCUGGUGUCUAUAGCCGGCCCCUGCAGGCCUUUUAAUGUAAACACACACUGUGGGCAGCACUGGCGUUCGUAUGGCAGCUCAUAUAGGUGGGGCAUUGUGAUGUCACAUGGGGGGCGGCAAAUACAGCUGUUCCCCAUGCUGCCACAGGUGCCACUGUACUGUGAGAUUGUGAUUACUCUUCACUUCCUCCCAGCUUACAGAGCAGCGCAUGGGAGAGAGAGAGGAGGAGGCAUGAUUUAAUCUUACAACAAAUCCAGUAAGCAAAUCUUUAUAAAUUUGGGUGGGAUCAGCUCUGUUUCCACAGUUUAUUGGUGUUUACUCUGAUGUCUGUAUUAAUAUUGAGGGAUUUCUAAGUAGUAACAUUAGUGUGUGUCAACAGGGCCAGCCGUUGGGGUGUGCACGCUGUGCGGUCACGCAGGGUGCCAUCACAACAGAGGCGCCCAGCGGACAAUACAGCUCACAAGUUGGGGACACCAGCCUAUUCAAUUUAAACGAUUCGCUGGUGGUCCACUGGUGCGCACCAGCAGUAGGUGCAGUCAGAUUAUAGCCUCUCCCUUGUGGUUCCGGCGCUCAGUUAGUGAGUCAGAGCACAGGCUCAGAGAUUCUCAGCCUGCGCUCUGACAACAUUGAAAGUCAGAGCCGUGAAGGAGCGGAUAUGGCAAAGAGCUACUGAUUAGCUGGGCACCAUUGCACUGAUUUGGUGGUGCAAUGGGCCACUUGACUGGUUUUGCCCCCCAGGCCUAAGGCUGCCAGCCCUCCCCUGAUCUUACCGGUGCAUUUUUUUUUUCUCAGAAUGUACAAAACUGUUAAUUUGGCUACUCCGAUUAUUCCUGCUAUCUCUAGGAUAGAUUUUUUUUUGCAUCCUAAGGAUUGCCUGUUUCACUUGCAUUGAGAGCUCCUUUAACUGCAUGUUGUUGGUUCAAAGCAGCAACUCCAAAUGCAAGUUCCACAUCUAGAAUCAACUCCAGACCUUUUACCUGCAUAAUUGAUGAAUAAAUAAUGAAGGGAGAGCUCACAACUGUUCAUGAAACAUCUUUUGAGUCAAUUGUCCAAUUACACAUUAAUGAGCUGUAAUUCCUAAACCUUUCUUCCAAUUUCAAUGUGAAUGUGCUCAGAUUAAAGCAGAGAGAUGGCACUUUAAGCCCAUAUUCUUUAUUUAACUGUAACUUCAAUGUAUUUUGGUAAACAGCAGAAAUAACAAAACUUGUGUUUGUGUCCAAUUUUUUUCAGACCUUACUGUAUGCAUUUAAAUAUUUGUUUAAGUAUAUUUAUUUGAACAAUUAGGUUGUAUGUAUUAAUUUAUAUGACUUGUCAAUGGUGCAUUUUUAAACAGUUUAGCAUAUUUCCUUAUUUAGAUUUUUCUUUUUGUAUAACCUUUCUUUGUUUUAAAUCCAUUGUUAUUGAAUAUUAUUCUACAACAUGUCUUUCCGUAGCUCUGGUGUACAUUUAGAUGUGGUGUAAGUCACAUAGUUUGUAAGGAAAUGGCAAUGAUGCAUGGCUAAAUGUUCCUAACUUCUGCUAUUUUGCGAUUACUUCUAGAUUUUAAUCAGACCCUGAAUGUUUCUAAUUAUUUAACAAAGUAAACAUUCUCAGAGUAUCAUCAUUCCUGAAGUUUUUAUCUUGUUUGUGUCUUAUUUUCCGAGACACAAUAUUGCCAAACAUAAGUGACCUUCUUUAACAAGCUUUCUAUUUGGCUUGAAGUUAGGUUUUGCAUAUCUAAUUAUUGGGGGGGAAAAAGUCAUUAAAGGAAAAUUGAGUUGCUUGGAAAUUGAUGCUAAUUCCCAUAAUUUACUUGGCAGUAAGCUAAUAUUUUAGGGGAAAAAAUUAUAAAUGUAACUGCCAUAACCUAUACAUAACUAAUACUGACAUUUUAUUGAGUAUAGCGUUUUGAUUUGAAUGUCCAUUGCUAGUGAAAAUAUUAGUGUAAUAAUUAAAAAUAAAAAUUAUAUAUUUUAAUGUGAGAACAAAAAUUUGUUAUGUGAUAUAGGGUCAAAAUUCCUAUAUAGAAUGUAAAGAAUCCAUUGGUGUCUUUUUAAGAGUCUUGGUGUACUUUGUUAUGGUAAAUUGUGGAUUCUGAAACAGUGCGCAGAGUAUACUGGAAGAUAUUUAGCAAAUUCUGACUAACAAAAAAAAUCAGCUAUCUAAAUAUUACUUUGGCAAGCAAUGAUUACAAUUGGACCAAAAAAAUGGCCAUUAGUCUUAACUUGUCAUAUUUCAGCUGUCCUAAACAAACAGUCUUUUUCUCGGAAUCAAUUGGCAUAUGGUUAUCUCAUCAGGUUUAAGGUGUCUAUUAAACCAUUAUACCCAUUCCUUACAAAUUUUAGGUUUCAACCAGAAAAUAGUUUUCAAAGUUCUACCAGAGUUCGCUUUAAAACAUAAUUAAAAAUUGAAUCAGUUCAACAAAAUGUUUCUCCUGUGUCUAGUACUAUUCUACAUCAUACUUUAAACAAUGAUAUUACAAAAUUCUGUAGUUUUUAUCUAGACCCAGUUUGGCUUAAGUUGAGUCCCAUUAAAAUCAUCUGAGAUUUAGUCUGACAUGUACAACUGAUUGGCAAAUUGCCAGUUGACUUACCGUGUUUCCCCGAAAAUAAACCCUACCCCGAAAAUAAGCCCUAGUCGGAUUUUCGGGGUGGGCUGCAAUAUAAGCCCUACCCCGAAAAUAAGACCUAGGCAUUGUACCUUUGCGGCAAGACUUCCUUCUUCUACUGUAGGAGGAGCGUUGUGGGCCGCGUCAUCGCGCAACGUGAUGACGACAUUUCGCAGCGCCGUCAGUCUGCCUUCACGGAUCUUCAGCGGAAGGAUCCAUUUCCGGGCGGUGAGGCUCCCAGUGGUCGGACUCGGCAAGGAAUCUUUGAAAUGUGAGUACCGCUAGAUAUUUUAUGUCUGGGACUGAAUUAAUUAAAGGGGGGGUGAAUUAAUUAAAGGGUGGGCUGGAUUAAUUAGAGGGGGGUGAAUUAAUUAAAGGGGUGGUGAAUUAAUUAAAGGGUGGGCUGGAUUAAUUAGAGGAGGGUGAAUUAAUUAAAGGGGGGUGAAUUAAUUAAAGGGUGGGCUGGAUUAAUUAGAGGGGGUGAAUUAAUUAAAGGGGUGGUGAAUUAAUUAAAGGGUGGACUGGAUUAAUUAGAGGGGGUGAAUUAAUUAAAGGGUGGGCUGGAUUAAUUAGAGGGGGUGGAUUAAUUAGAGGGGGGUGGAUUUAUUAAAGGGGGGGUGGAUUAAUUAAAGGGGGGGUUCAACGUACAUACCGGUACCGUAAAUAAGCCCUACCCUGAAAAUAAGCCCUAGUGUGUUUUUUGUGACUAAAAUUAAUAUAAGACCCGGUCUUAUUUUCGGAGAAACACGGUAACAACCUAUUUCUACAUUAGCAGAACUCUCCACAGUUUUACCAAUGGACUACUUGUUCUUUGAUAUAGUGAGUUGGAAACCAUAUUUUAACGUCUGUGCUUAUAUUUUGUAUGAAUCAUCACUAACAUUUUUUAAGAACAACUAUUAAGUGGAUACUGUAGGCACUAGAAACCUUUAAUCUCAUUGAAGUGGUGAUGGUGCCCGGAGUCUCCCAACAUCAUCCCUCCAUUCGGUGGUAAAACUUUUUUGUAUGGUCUAACACUGACCACCCACAAUGCAGACUUUACUGAACAUAUGGCUAAGGCAGAGGUUACACUGAGAUGAAGUGGUUUCAGUGCCUAGAGUGUCCCAUUUAAAAAAAAUAAAAUAAAAGUAUGACUGGCUUAGACGUAUGUUCUCUAUCAUUUAAUGUUGUAUUUCAAUACUUUAUUUGUUUUUUUUUAAUAACCUAAUUACUAAUUUAAUCAUUUUGCAGGAACAAAUAUAAACCAUUCCUCCUAUUUGUGUCCUUUGCUCAAGUCCAUACAGCUCUCUACACUGAACAGAGAUUUAGAGGAAAAAGCAAACAUGGUCUGUAUGGAGAUGCAAUUGAAGAAGUAGAUUGGAGUGUAGGUAAGAUAUAA
Molecule: messenger RNA, 50185 nt
Organism: Pelobates cultripes (western spadefoot toad)
Lineage: Eukaryota; Metazoa; Chordata; Amphibia; Anura; Pelobatidae
Source: the annotation of a GenBank genome assembly